CUCACACAGCCUGCAUGCAAGUUGACAGAGAUGUGGUAACACAUCUUUACAAGGAACCAAGUUGAGCACCACAGGUGUCACCUACAGAGAAAGGGACCAGUCUGCUGCAGGGGCCUAGUGAGUACCCAGGUCUGUACCAGAGACUGCUGCCUGGCAGAGGGCGUGCGUUUCAGAUUGAAAGUGGCAUGGCUAGUCUCACACACCCACCGGUGACACACGGAUUGGGCUGGUAGUGCAUGUGACGUGUAACAGUGGGGUCUUUGUGACAUACCUUUUCGCAGCAUCUUUACCUAGACUUUAUAGAAUCAUGCUGCUUGUGAGCGACAUGAACCUCUUGUCUCCAAGAGACUUGCGGCAUGUGUCAACAGAGCAGCUGGAAAGUAAAUACAAAGUUGCUCUGAGAAUGCAGAACUUAUCUUACGGACAGAUCACUAAGAACAUGUGACAGCAGACAAUGCGCAUGCAAUUUAAAAACUUCUUUCUUUUUUUUCAUUUUAACAGCACUGUUUGAUACAGUAUAAUUGUUACAGAUUGCCUGAUUGAUGGCUUGCUGUUAAUGUUUCUGUCCAAAUUAAUAUUAUUAUUGGUAUUUAUAUAGUGUCAACUUACUACGCAGUGCAUUACAAUAUUAUAAAAGGGAGACAUUUUACAAUAAACGAAACAAUUACAAAAUGUUACAUGAUCAAUAGAUUGAUGAGGACUCUGCUCAAACGAGUUUACAGUCUAGCUCUAGUCUAAAUUAACAGAGAAAGUAGCAAUUUGAAGCUUUGUAAGCCAAAACGUGUAGCCUUUAGACCCGUUUUUGACGUUGACUGUUUGGGUGAAGGAGCACUAUUUGUGUGCACACAUUUUUAAAGAUUUGAAGUUGAAUGAACUGAAAUAUUGCUACUGUACUUGUGAACUGCAGGAAUUACAAUAGUCAUUAUCAAUCUUUAUUUCUAAAUAUAUCAAUAGAGAUGAACACAGCUGCAGAGAGGGCUGUCUGCGGAUAUUGGUCAUGUCACUUCUACUCUGUCACAUUGUCAGCGACAAAGUGCCAUAUAGGGCAGCCCUUCACCCCACACAGAAAUUAAUUUCUCCAACAGGCUUCUCAUAUUUCCUUUUUGUGUUAAUCCUCCUGUUACACCUAAUCCCUGCCUCCAAUUGAAUGCCAGCUGUAUUGUAUAUUUUAUUCUGAACUAUUAUGUGCAACACCUUAAAGGGCUCUGUUGCUUUAUAUGCAUCUUUCAAAUGUCUUCCUAUUAUUCUGCAUGAUUACACAAUACUCAUUUAAUUCUAAUGCCAAACAGGUACCACCCAUUCCAUAUGUGUAUGUAUUAGUUAUAUGUAUCCAUAUAUCUGACUAUCUGACUUAAAAAAAAAAAUAUAUAUAUAUAUAUAUAUAUAUAUAUUCGUUCAGGUCGUAAAAUUUCAAGUUCUUCAAUGCCAGCCUGGAAGGGCCAAGACACACUUACCAGGGGUGAAUUUCUACAAACCAGGACAGAAUUUUCACUUGCCAGUGGCUAGUGAAAAACUUGAGCCCUGGGAUAUUUAUUUUCAAAGUUAGAGUGUUACUUUAAUCUUGAAUAUAUUCACAGCUGCGAUAUUAUUGACAUUUUCUGUCCACAAGGCAAUCACAACCUGCCUAUCUACUGUAGAGAUUUUUUAGGAGUGAACUAUCUAUCAUGCAGUAUGGUUGGAAAAGGUACUGACACUUCUGGUCCUUUAGAUUGCGAGCUCAUUUGGGCAGGUGCCCCUUCACCUCCUGUUCCGUAUACUUGUUUUCUUAGAAUUAAAUGUUUGUCCCAUUUUCUAUUGUACCGCACUGUGGUAUACGUUGGUGCAAUCUAAAUACGUUGUUGUAAUUGCAUUUGUGAGUGUACUGGCCACCACCAAGCCCAAUAUUUAUUUCUCUCAUCUUCAAAAGGCUGCCAUGUAAAUGUUAGCGUUUGUGACAUCUAAAUAGCCACGGCGGUGCUCAGUUGAAAAGUAAAAGGCAGUCUAGUCAAACUGAAAUUUUGGAAGCGCAUAAGUGACUCAUGACAACACUAAAUAAUCAAGUAGGGCAAACAGUGUGUACUGCAGACCUUGAACUAAGAUUCAUUAAUAAGCCUUCUUUUCACAACCAGGAAAGUCAUAACAGUAAUUUUAGAGAAUUGUAGCCUAACUAGUUUUUUUUACUCUCAGCUGCUUUGAAAAAAAAAUUGAAAUUGUAUAAAUAAUCCAAAAAAUUCUAAUUUAGUGAGUAAACAUUUUCGUUUUAUUCUUAACCCAAAUAGAUUAGUAAAUUGAAUACACCGUGUUUAUUCUACAUCUGUAUGUGUGUAACUGAUAAAUAAAAUUCAUGUUACGUCAAUACUGACAUCAUAUGUUGAACUCAGCCUUUACGCACAAACGGAGCGCAAUGGCUAUAUACGUGCUUAGUAAAUGUCCUUAUUUUUGACUAGUUAUAACUUUCAAGCAGGGGUGGUAUCAGAGAGGUAGGGAGAGAAAAUAUGUGUGAUAUAUAGGUAUUGUUAUGUGAUGUCAGUAGGCUUUCUGUAUAUGUUUUGGGAGAGAGCUGCCCACAUGUGAUUUACACUGCUUACCUUCACCUGUCAUUUUAAAGAUUGGGAGUGUGCUUGACCAGAUAUAUAGCAGAAUAUUGUAAAGCGCUACGGAACCUGUUGGCGCUAUAUAAAUGGCAAUAAUAAUAAUAAUAAUAAUAAGAAUAACUAAAGUAGACUGGAAGCUCAGCGACUUGUCCAUCAUCACAAGAAAACAAAAAACACAAUUCAGAGGAUUGUAAAACUUUCAAAUUUCAGCUUUUCCAUUAAAUUAUCUAAAAAAACGUCAUGUUGGAAUCUUUGAUGUAUCAUGCGAGAACAUUUUUAAUAGCUGUAUAAUUUCUUGCUUAACGCCUGAUUAUUCCCAGUUUAACCCCUUAAGGACACAACUUCUGGAAUAAAAGGGAAUCAUGAUGGAAUAUUUCCAUCAUGUGUCCUUAAGGGGUUAAUAAAUAACUCCAUAUUUCAAUAAAUACACAGUAUACACAAAUGCAUACCUGUUCAUCAAUAUCUGCAUUUAAAAAAAAAAUCAAAUAUAAAACCCUAUGUGUUGGUUUGGUAGCACCUCUAGUGGCUUUCAGGAAGGCAGCCGCUACUGGCGUGUUUAACCCCUUCAAUGUAGUUAUUAGCGUUUUCACAAAACGUCAGUGUUUUACAUUAAACUUUUAAAAAUACAGGACCCCUGUACCCAAACCACUUCAAUGAGAUAGAGUGGUCUAGGACAACGUGACUUUAGUGACCCUUUAACAAUUAAGUUGUAAAAUGUCCUAAUUUGCUAAGUGUUCUCUGAUUAUUUAAGUGUUGUAUCUGUAGUCACAAAAUCACGUUUUGUUUUCAGUUUUAGAUUGUUUUCUUCAGCACAUUGCGUAAGCUUAGGGAGCACCGGUUCCUUCUGGCAAGCAUCCAAAAAUACAGCUAAUACUUAUUUUGAAUAGCUGGAAAAAUAAUUCAGAAUGACUAAUUUUCAAAUGUUUCCUAAAUGUGUGUCAGUAUAUUUUUUUGCAUAAUUUUCAAGUGUCCCAAAUGUUAGGAUUUUAUAUUUUGGGCCCAAUUCCUCUGUCCCUUUUUUCUAUCUCAAUGUCCAGUUUUUCUAGGAGCUCCGUAUUGUUGGUGCGUCUGAAUGUAUAACAGAGCUCCACAGCAAUAAUAAUGACAGUAAUGUGUCGUUGAAAUACAAUAAACGUUUUUAGAAAUCGGUAAAUAAUGCAUUGUAUUUUAAUAUAACUUUUAUUAUAUUAAAUUAUUAUAACAUUUCUCAGAAUAGCCCCACUCCCACCCCCACCCACACACUUGAAGGGGCACUAUAGCCACUAAAACCACUGCAUCUUUAUGUAGUGCUUCUGGUGUCCAUAGCCUGUCCUCGUGCAUUUUUUUAUGUAAACAGUGCCUUUUCAGAGAACAAAAACAGUAUACAUUGCUGCCUAGGAGGACCACUAGUGACUAACUCAGACGGCCACUAGAGGUGCUUCCUGUGUCAGUGCAGGCACUGAGCUUUCCCCUAGAGAUGCAUUGUUUGAUGCGUAAUAGCCUUCCAAUGCUUUCCUAUGGAAAAGAAUUGGAUUGGCUAAGAUCAUCAUGUUUGAUGACCUCAGCCAUGGAGACAGAGCUAGCUGCAGUGUGGGAAAAAAGGUGAGUUUAAUAGAGGGGCCGGAAAUCUAAUUAAUUAGUUUAUCACUAUACUAUCAUAAAGACAUAACACUAUAUUUUUGUAUUAGGUACUCUGUUUAAACUGUUCUGUUGAUUUCUGGAUUAAGUAUUCGGAUGUAUGUAAUAGCUGUUUGAGCUUUUGGGUAACUUUAUUUUGUUUAAUUUUUAUAUUUAGUUUUUUGGAUGGUCCUUUCAUUACCAAUAUGAGUACUUAUAUAUUUUCUAAUAAAAUGUGUAAAUUUUGUACAUUGGUGUGCUCCUGUGUGAUAUUGUGUUUUACUGGUUUUGUCUUGUAGGGAACACGGUGGUUAUAGUGAGUACCUCUUACCUUUAGUUCACGUAUACUCAUGUUGUGUGCCAGCCAGUAUUUUAGUUGUCACCUAUCGUGCACUUUAACAUAUGCACUAAUUCUGUACCAUGACUCAUCUUAUUAAGAGGUAAUUAACAUUUAUAUCCAGAUGCUCCAUAUAUACCCGGUAACAUCAGGAUAUGGAAUAAACCAGGACCCACACUAAAUACUUGAAAGAUAUCAGUUGCUGGCUAGUCUUUUCCACUGCAAUCCAGAUAAAAUGUACAAAAUACCGAGACACACUUAAAGAGUGGUUAGCUAACUGAAGAUUUGUCAUGUGAAUAAUAGCUAGAACUCAGUUAUGUAUACAAAAUGCAAAGUGUACAAACCAAAAUAAGGGAAUUAUGAUUUUUUUGGUGUUGUUUUUUAGAGCACUCCCUUGAUUUGGUUUGUAAACUUAGCAUUGUGAGGUUAAGUUGAGAAUGUAAUCAUGCUGAGUUUGGUCUGUAGCUCAUUUUUCUAGAACAUAUUUAAAUUAUUUGAGCGUCACCAUACCUACACCUUUGUUUAUUUAUUUAUAUUUGGGGGUAUACACAUACACUAAUCAGCCACAACAUUAAAACCACUGACAGGUAAAGUUAAUUACAUUGAUAAUAUAAUUACAAUGACACCUGUCAAUGGGUGGGAUAUAUUAGGCAACAUGAACAUUUAGUUCUGAAAUUUCAUGUGUUGGAUGCAAGGAAAAUAGGCAAGCAAAUAUAUCUGAGUGACUUUGACAAGAGCAAAAUAGUGAUGGCUAGACGAAUGGGUUAGAGCAUCUUGAAAAUGGCAAGUUUCAUGUGAUGUUUUCAGCAUGCAGUAGUUAGUACCGAUAGUGGUGCAAGGAAGGACAACCGGUGAACCGAUCAUGUGAGCCCAAGGCAUAUUAAUGCAUUGGCUUGGGAGUGAACGCUAGCCUCCGUGGAAUGGUAACACAGAAGAGCUAUUAUCGCUCAAAUUGCUGAAAAACAUAAUGCUAGCCUUGAUAAAAAGGUGUCAGAACAUAGAGGGCAUCACAGUUUUAGGCAUAUAGGGCUGAGUAGCCACAGACUAGUCAGAAUGCCUAUGAUAAACCCUAUCUACCACCGAAAGUGCCUUCAAUGGGGACAUCAGUGCCAUAACUGGACCAUGGAGCAAUGAAAGAAGGUUCCCGGUCUGUAAAAUAAUGGAUGGCCAGGGUGCGUUAUUUACCUGGAGAAGAUAUGGCAGUAGGAUGCACUAUGGGAAGAAGGCAGGCCAGUGGAGGCAGUGUUAUGCUCUGGACAAUGUUCUGCUGGAAUACCUUGGGUCCUGGCAUUCAUGUGGAUAGAGAUUGUUGCACACUUACACCCCUUUAUAGCAAUGGUGUUCCCUGAUGUCAGUUGUGUUCAGCAGGAUAAUGCACCCUGCCACACUGCAAAAACUGUUCAGGAAUGGUUUGAGGAACAUGACAAAGAGGUCAAGGUGUUGCCUUGGUCACCAAGUUCCCAAAUCUUCAACCGAUUAAACAUCUCUGAGAUGUGCUGGAAUAACAAAUUAUAUAUCCAUGAAGGCCCCACCUCGUAACUUGCAGGAGUUAAAAGAUCUGAUGAUAAUGUCUUGGUGCCAGACCACAGACACAUUAAAACGUCUACGGAGUCCAUGCCUUGAUGCAUCAGAGCUGUUUUGGCAGAGGGGGACCUACAUGCUAUUAGGCAGGUGUUUAUAAUGUUUGGGCUGAUCAGUGUAUGUCUUAAGGGACACCAACCGCAAAUGUACUUAAAGGAAUCCUAUAGUGCCAGGAAAACAAAGUCAUUUUCCUGGCACUAUAGGGUUAAUAGGUCUGCCCUCCCUCAGGGCCCUCUCACGCGGGGCUGAAGGUGUUAAAACCCAUUCAGCCACUCACCUGAAUCCAGCGCUAAUGUCACUUGACGCUGGAUCAGGCUCCACCCACACUUCUCCCCCACCGACGUCAGCCGGUGGGGAAGACCUAAUGGCUAAGCGCGCAUCAGACCUCCCCAUAGGAAAGCAUUAUACAAUGCUUUCCUAUGGGGAAAAUCUGAUGCUGGGGGUCCGUGAGCCACAGAGGGCAGACUUAAUGCUGCAAUGUAAACAUUGCAGUUCUCUGGAACCAUUGGCGCACUAAGUGCAAAAGGGUCACAGCACCCAGACCACUUCAAUUAGCCGAAGUAGUCUGGGUGCCUACAGUGUCCCAUAGAUAAGUGUGGAAGUGGUAGUUGAUGCCUGUUGGUGUCAACAUGCACCUCACCUUCAUUUCUAGUGGCCAUAGUACCAAAGAAUUUGAUACACUCGGUUCUAGAUGUGUGCCAAGAGGUAUACAUAGUAAAAUGAUAUACAAUUACAAUUACUAAUAAAGCGCCAACACAUUCUGCAUCCCUGUACGAUAGGUCAACAGGACAAACAUUAAAUUCUAACAAAACAUUUAUGACAUACAGGAACAGAAGGUGAAGGGGGCACUGCCCAGAUGAGCUUACAAUUUAAAGUACAUUUGCUGUAUGUUUGGCUAACAGAAUCAGAUUUACUCACUGUUAGCGUUAUUUACUGUGAGAAUUCAAAGUGAAUAUAAAGUGUAUUUCAAAGUUAAGCAUACAGUAGCUGAAUGGAAAGUAUAGCUGUCUAUUUGGCUACCUUAAAUUUGAAAUUCACUUUGAAUUCCCCUUAUUUUCUCGCUUUAGUGAAUAAACUUGUAAAGUGAGAAUUAACAGUCAUUUUAAAUAAUUUCAAAGACAUACUCAAUUUUAAAGCAAAAAUAGAAAAAUUCACCAAGCCAGCUGGACUUUCAACUUGGCUAUUUUGGCCUUAAAUGUGAAAUUCACUUUUCUUUUACAAUUCUUUAUUUUUGUUGUGCAGGUAAAUACAGUCCAGCAUUUAUCGCCACAUCCGCGACAAAAGGAGCAUAGUAGUAAAAACACAGUGGCAUGAGAAACUGCACAUUUUUGGUAUGUAAAGAGGAUCACUAUUUUUGUAUAUUUAACAUGCUGAUAUAAGAUGUCAACAAAUGGGUAGGUAUGAGUAGUAGGUGAAGCAGGCUAGAUAAACAGACAUUUUGUUAAUCGAGGUAAAAUAAAGUUAUAACAAGAAGAAAAUACAGUGCUAGGCUUAGUAAUACUUUGUGAUAUGAAUCAAGGUAAUCUUUGGCACUGAUGUGUUACUAGACAACAGAUUGUUACUGCUUGGUGGACAUUGAGGGAGCAAGUAAGACUGACAGGGAAUUUAUGAGGAGGCAGAGAAGAAACGUGGUCUGGCACCUCCUGCAUUGGCACUAAAGUAGAUAGGUCAUCCAAUACCCAUGCUUGGCCUCCGCCCCCCUAAGCCUUACAAAGAAACCCGGUGUAGGUGUAAAGCUGCACAAAGUCCCCAGGUGCCCCGCCAGUCCCAGUUUGUGAGAGGAGCCUAGAAGCAAGUGCGUCUGUUUUGAUGAUUUAUGGUACCUUUAAUAAAGUCCCAGGGGGGUAUGAAAACAGUCCCUCAGGGAUGUGUUGGAAGUAUUGGGGCAGUGCCCCAGGAAGUUCUGAGCCUGGGUAUGCGGUAGAGGACCGUAAGCACUCCAGUAGCCAGGCUUGCGUCUGGUGGUCGGGUCGAUCGUCUCCUCCGGUACCGGCGCAGCGUUGUGGUUUGCUUUUUCCAGUGCUUGGGUGGAGGAGUCAGCCGAGGAGCCGGGCCAGAGGAGAGGUUCAUACUGUGGAACGGUAUACCCCACUUGUGAGCCGGAUGGUGUGACUCGCUCUCCUCUAUAGCUCGGCACUGUCGGUUGUUCAGUUUUAGACAAAAUGUUCAAAUAUUUUUUCCAGCCUCUCCGUAGUAGUGUCCAGUAGGUCGCGUGAGGGAGAUAGGCAGUGUGCCCGCUAUUUUUGCUCUUGCGGUGUGAUAGACCCUGUGUACUCACUUGCCUCCGUAGGUAGACCGCAACUGGCGAUCAGCCACGCGCCCUGUGAAAUUCACUUUGGAUUCCUGAAAUUUGUGAUUAACAUGAAUAUAUUAUUACUUUUUUUAAAUGUAUUUUUUGUUUCACUUUAUGUCAUGACUGUUAAUCUGCAUUCUUGAAGGGCUUAAAGCAGUGUUAUGCUCAAAGCAAGUGUAAAUGCUUUAGUUGUGUUUCAGAAGCAGACAUAUGUUUAACUCUGCAAUGGCAUGACCCACUUGGAAUGUUGUCAAACUGCUUUCUGUUUUCACUGUUUAACAUUUACGUCAAUAUUAAUAAAGGCUCAUUAAUAUAUCAAACAGGCCAGCAUCUUUCUGCCAAAGAACAAAUAAAUUAACCUAACUGAACUUUGUCUCAGGAGGAAAAGUAUUUUAAAAAUGCAGAAACGUUGUGACAUUUUGCUGUAUGGCAUUAUUAAAAUUAAGUUCUAGUUAGAUCUGAGGGGACUAAUGACAGAGUCAUUCCAUCAUAGCAGGCCGUGUCAAGAAGACCCAUGAUUUAAAGGACCACUAUAGGCACCCAGACCACUUCAGCUUAAUGAAGUGGUCUGGGUGCCAGGUCCAGCUAGGUUUAACCCUUUUUUUAAUAAACAUAGCAGUUUCAGAGAAACUGCUAUGUUUACAUAUGGGUUAAUUCAUCCUCUAGUGGCUGUCUCAUUGACAGCCGCUAGAGGGCUUCCGCGCUUCUCACUGUGAUUUUCACAGUGAGAAGAUGCCAGCGUCCAUAGGAAAGCAUUGAGAAUGCUUUCCUAUGGACUGGCUGAAUGCGCAUGCGGCUCUUGUCGCGCAUGCGCAUUCAGCCGGUGACGGAAGAAGAGGGAGGAGAAGAGGAGGAGAACUCCCUGCUUGGCACUGGAGAAAGAGGUAAGUUUAACCCCUUCCUCUCCAUCCAGCCCGGCUGGAGGGGGUCCCUGAGGGUGGGGGCACCCUCAGUGCACUAUAGUGCCAGGAAAACGAGUAUGUUUUCCUGGCACUAUAGUGGUCCUUUAAUAAUUCUGUCAGGUACUAAAAUUAAUAGCGACGAUCAUGAAGUUAAUGCUAUUGCUGAGUGCCUUGAUGCCCGAGGUAGAUCAGCAACAGCAAAUGACUCUGUCCCAGCACACGUGAUCGUUAGGACAGUUAUUUUGUGUGCUGCUAGUUAUUAAAUUAUAUCAAUACAAUUAAAACUCCUUUUAACCAUCUACACCCAAAUGUAACCAUUUCCCCGCCCUUUUCUCACCGUGUGCAGCGAUCAGAAUACACAUCACAGUACUUUACUGUGAUCUGUUUUUGGUUGUUUUUUUUAAUGGAAAUAUCUGGAGAAACCACCUACCACACAUAUCCCAGAAAUGGGGAUCAUUCCACUUCACGCUAUACACACCAGAGCUGGAUAUAGCUCUGGUAAAUGUGAGUAGAAUAGAACCUAUACAAUUUCGUAUACAUAUCUCAUUUACAGCACCAUUGGAGUCUUUUUUCUUGUGUCUUGCAUGUACUUCUGGAAUGAGACACAAAGACUUAAAGACUUUUAUACCCUUUUUUAUUUCAGUAUACCUGUAUUUUAUUUAUUUAAUCGGAUAUUUUAUUUCUGUUACAUUUACAUAUUUCAUUUUUUUUUACAAUUUUUGGCAUAUUCCAAUUUCUAUUAGACCCUACCUUGCUCCGCUUUUUUUUUUAGUAUGUAUGUAUUAGGCAGACCUAACUGAAAACCAUAUGGAAAAAUUUAGGCCAAAAUAGCUGAUGUAGAAGAAUUCUCCAAUUCGGUUACAGUCACAGUUCAGCUGCUUUUGCUUAAACUUUGCAAUUUGGUUUACAACUCACUGCAAUUCAGUUUAGUGAAUAAAUCUAUGUAAGAUUGUAUUUGCUUUCAUGAGGGGGCGGCAAAAUGGAUCUUUGCCUAGGGUGGCAGCGGCCCUGACCUCUCCACAGUGCUGGACUGUGCUCUUCCCAUGGCAGGCAUAGGAUGAAGGGACUUAGCUACAAAGCACUCAUGGUCACUCACCCUUGCAUUACUCUGGUGCACCCUUCCCUGCUUUCUAUAUUUUACUUCUGAUCUCAUGUCUCGGAGUCUGAACUUGACUGAUUCUUCCUGCUCUCCUUAAAUUGAUUAUUGGGGGGCUUCCUGGGGAAAUAAGCUUGAUAUACUCCUAUGCCUCAUAUGCCUUGUUUAUAAAAAGUGUGCAGGUUUCUCUUAUGUUAUACCAAUGCUUUACUGUAUCUGAUCAUGAAGUGUUUGCUCUUGCUGUCAUGGCAGUACAAGCUUGUCUGUUAUUAUAUGCACAGCAAAAAAAAAAAUCAAAAAAAAAUACUAGGUUGGGAUUUGAGUCUACACAAAAAUAAUUGAAAGAAAUUAUCUUGUACUUUACUCACAUUAUUUUCUAACUUUAGUCUUUAGAUUUUACUUGACAAUCAAAGAAGGAAAUGUGUAUUUUUGUGGAAUAUCUGACAGUUGUAGUUUGAAAGCAAAAUUAUUUAGAGCAAAUAACAAAAAUAGCAAAUGUAACAUUCGCCAGCUUAGUUGCAUUUAAACAACUUACAGUGGAACUCUAUCUAUUAAUUAAGAAUAUCAUUAGAAUAAUAUAAUUAUGCAGUUUUGAAUUGAUUUGACAAGGGCUAAUUCUAUACUGUCAUGUAAAUCUCAACUUGAAUUAAUUUAAUUAAAACAAUUAUGUUUAUUAAAUGACAGCUGUCACCAGUGUUCUUUUUUUUUUUUAUCCUAAAAAUCCUUGCAGCUUGUAAUGAAAAGAUAUGCCUUUUAUGGUACCUUUAACAAUGUCCCAUAAAGAUUAAUCAAAGAUAUGAAGAGACCUAUUAAAAUAAUAAAAUAAAAGCCAUGGAUCAAUGGCAAAGAAACCUAGAUAUCUUAGUUGACAAAGAAGAAUGUAUCUAUUCAUUGAGCUAUAUCAAAAGGUAAUACACUGCUUAAAUCUAGUCGAAACAGACUAUUAGAUUAUGAACAGGUGGUAUAGAGUCCCUACCUUUUUGUCUAAAAUAUACCCAAAUCUAUCAAACACCUGUUGGAGAUGCUGCCUAAAUAGAGGAGAUUUCUUGCAUAUAUGCUGGCUAUGCAAAUAGUAUAUUGAAGUGGAAAUCAAUUCAAUCAAUUGAUUAUUUUGUGUAUCUGCGCCUGGCCAAAUUAAAGAAACAGUGCGUGCACGCUCCCUGAAGUAAUUCACACCAGACACAAGUUUCAGGUUGAUGAAAAACUUGAGGAAUGUUUAUUCAGAGGGGACGGCAAGUCCCUUUUAAAGCAGAAUUACAUCAUAUGCAUUGUCAGAGAUAACAUGAAAAAAUACAUCAUUAAUUGGUUAGGUGUUAAGUGGUUAUUUUAAUGCUCAGCCUACAAGGGGUGAUGUCACUAGUAUCAUGAGGGUCUCACCCAGAUUCCAGCGCCAUCUUGUUACACGAGGUAGUUAGUCGAUGUUAGAGGGGAAGCUCCCUAGCGGCCAUCUUAAUUAAUCACAUAAGAGUUGGAUAAUGCUGAUUAUAGUUAAAUGAGUAAAUAGACAUUUUACUAGCUAAAAAUUAUGUUAAUAUCUAAUUUCCACAACAUAUAUUAUGAUGAAAAUAAUCUCAAUUUACUCCCAGAAACAUUCCAGCUACAUAUGGGAUUAGGUAAAUAGCCAAAACAUAAUCGUGAUUUUGUUAUACACGUUAUGAUGGUGGCAAAGUGCGUAAUCGCCAGACAUUGGAGGACAACUGACACCCCACCAGGGCUGCCAUCAGCUGACACAGCUCCAGGUCUGGGCCCCCCGGUGCAUGCACCCGAGUCCGCCCAAAGUGCUGCCCCCCCCGAGUCCGCCCAUAGGGAUGCAGUGUCUGCAGGGCCGGUGCAAGGAUUUUUGCCGCUCUAGGCAAAAGUAAAGUUUGCCGCCCCCCCCAUGUGACAUCACAAUGCCCCACCCACAUGAUCUGCCAUGUUAACUAACACCAGUGCUGCAGUGCCGCUGUGUUUACAUUAAAAGGCCUGCAGGGACAGGCUAGACACCAGAACCACUACAUUAAGCUGCAGUGUUUCUGGGGACUAUAGUGUCCCUUUAAUGUGAGGUAAAUUAGAGAUUAGUGCCACGAAUAAUAUACUAGAUUGCCUACUUACAACCAGAUGAGGAUGAUGAUGGGCUCUAGCUGCCGUCUGGCUCCACUGGUCUGGUGUAAAACAGGCUCUCUAGAGGCGGUUUGUAACUGUGGUCACAAAAAUCAAUGUUCUGGGAGAACGGGAAGCAGCUCCAUUUUUUUGAGGGCCCUUUACACAGCUCAAGGUCUGGGUCCCAGGGUCCACCUUCAUGUUCAACCAAUGAGUUUGUUCACAGGGGGUGGAGUGUGUGUGCGGGGGAUGUCCUGAUGUGGGUAAGGAAUGCAUUGUGUGAAUCUGUGUUUGUAUGUGUAAGGGCUGCAAGGUGAGUUUGUGUAUGUAUGGGAUGCAGUGUGUGCGUCUGUAAGGGAUGCAUUGAGUGUGUGUAAGGGGUGCAUUGUGUGUUGCUGUGUGUAAGGAAUGCAUUGCUUGUGUAUGUGUGUCUGUGUAAUGCAUUGUGUGUUUUUCUGUGUGCAAGGGGUGCAUUGUGUGUGUGUGUGUGAUGGAUGUCAAUUCUCUCCCCCCCGUCAAUUUCCUUCUCCUCCCCCCGUCAAUUUCCUUCUCCCCCCCUCUCCCUCCAAUUUCCUUCUUCCCCCCUCUCCCUCCCUUCUUCUCCCUCCAACUUCCUCUUCUUUCUUCUCCCCCUCCAAUUUCCUUCUUCUCCCCCUCCCCCUUCUUUUCUCCCCCUCCCCUCCCCCUUCUUUCCUCCCUCCUCUCCAACUUCCUUCUUUCUCCCCUUCUCACUUCCUUCUUCUCCCUCCCUCCUCAUUUCCUUCUCCUCUCUCAAUUUCCUUCUUCUCCCCCUCCCUCUCAUUUCCUUCUCCCUCCACUUCUUUCUCUUCUCCCCUCCCUCUCAUUUCCUUCUUCCUCCAAUUUCCUUCUUCUUCUCCCCCUCUCAUUUCCUUCUCCCUCCAACUUCCUUCUUCUCCCCCCCCCUCAAAUUUCCUUCCACAUACUUUUUUUUCUUCCAUCCCCCCAGCCUCCCUACCUGUAGGAGUGCUUAGGGGAUUCCCUGGGGGUCCAGUGGUGUCACCCAGCGGCCGGUCCUGCGGGCGGGUGGGCGCGCGAGGGAGCACUCUCCCUGGCUGAGUGCUUCCUCUUCAGCUCCCUCGUGCGCCGCGUACUGAUGCUACCGCCGGAAGAUGACGUCAUUGGGCCCUAUAUCUAACUGGAAGCCAAUGCAGGGACUGACAGAGAAUUCAUUAUAGACUGCAGAGGUGCAAUCUGGGAACACGUAAGACCACUGAGAAUGGGAUUGCAGUAGUCAAGGCGAGAGAGAACAACAGCAUGGACCAGCACCUUAGCCGCAUCUGGGGUUAAACAGUGCCGGAUGCGCACUCUGUUUUUGAGAUGAAAGCGACAGGAUUUGGCGAUUGAUUGGAUAUGAGGGGUGAAGGAGAGGUUGGAGUCAAAAAGAACACCCAGACAGCGAGCCUGCGAGCUAGAGGUGAUGGUAGAGCCGUUGACUUGGAGGGAGACAGACACAGGAGUAGUAACACUUGAGGGAGGAAAGACCAGAAGUUCUGUUUUGGACAGGUUGAGUUUAAGAAAGUGAGCAGCCAUCCAGUUGGAAAUCGAAGAGACAUGAGUCAAGAUGGGCAGAGAGAGAUCAGGACAGGUAGAUUUGCAUGUCAACACACAGAAAAUACAAAAAAAUCUAAAUAUAGGUGCGCUGUGCCUUUAAGACAAGAUGAUUUAAAGUGCAACAAGUGCUGUAUUGUGCAAAAUGUGAUAUAUAUAUAUAUAUAUAUAUAUAUAUAAAGUGCAUACAUUUCCUUAACACUUAUAUUGCGCACAUAAGUGUACAACUGUGGUAAAAAACACAAAACACUCACUUGUAAAUUCAUAUGUAGAUCCUCUCCAUGUAACAUAAAAAGGAGGGAAAAAACAACAAUAGUGUAAAUCUAUAACACAGAAAGCAAAGUUUAAAUAUAUAAAAGUGUGCACUAACAAGAGUAGAGCAGAAAAGUCUGCUCUAACUAUAACAGCUCCCAAUAGCAAUCCCUCCUGGGAUAAAAACGCAGAGACAAAACAAUCCACUUUUAGAUUUAUUGCACAGGUUUUAAUAGCAGCUCUCUCCAAAAUUCCCCCUCGUACAUACAGUGUGCCAGUUCAAACACUUCACAGUGGAAAGGACAGCGUCUUACACCAUGAGCAGCCAAAACGCCGCAAUCAAAGACUUCCGGGGGCGGAGUUACCAAUCUGCAGGCUUCCCGAUGUGCGUUCAUAGAUUUGCAUGUCAUCUGCAUAGAAAUGAUAACGGAAGCCAAAGGAGCUGAUGAGUUUACCAAGGGAGACAGUAUAGAUAGAGAACAGUAGGGGACCAAGGUGAGAACCUAGGGGGAUGCUGACAGAGAGUGGUUGGUGGAAGAGUCAGAGAAAGAAACACAGAAAAAGUGCUGGGAGAGGUAGGAGGCGCACCAGGAGAGAGCAGUCUCCCGCAGAACAAAAUUACAGAGAAUGCGAAGAAGCUGUUGAUGAAGGCAGCAGAAAGAUGAAGGAGAAUUCGAAUAGAGUAAUGGCCACGAAAUUUAGCAACAAUUAAAUCGUUGGAUACUUUGGUCACAGCCGUUUCAACAGAAUGACCAGCGCGGAAUCCAGACUGAAGGUUGUCAAGCAGAGAGUUGGAUUUGAGAAAGUCAGUCAGUCUGGUGUACACAACUCUUUCGAGGAUAUUGGAGGCAAAUGGCAGUAGCGAGAUAGGGCAGUAGUUGGAUGGGGAGUUGGGGUCAAGGCUGGGCUUUUUCAGAAUUGGAGUUACAGUUGCAUCUUUGACGGGUGAGGGAAAUGUGCCAGAGGAAAGAGAGAGAUUGAAAAUUUUAGUGAGAGAAAGAGCAAAAGAGGGAGACAAAGUGCGGAUGAGAUACGAGGGAAUAGGAUCGAGGGAACAGGUGGUGGGGCAGGAGGACCAGAGCUGAGCAGAAACCACUUCUGCUGUAGCAGGUGUGAAUGAGUGUAGAAUGGUGGAGGGAGUGGGGUUGGGUGAUGUAUUGGUAGGAGAAGGAGAGAAGGAGAGAACUCUUCUCUGAUUGUAGAGAUCUUCUCAGGGAAGUGAGAUGCAAAGUUUGUGGCGGACAGGGUGGUAGAAGGAGGGGGAGUAAAAGGGCAAAGAAGAACAUCAAAAGUGUGAAAUAGGUGUUUGGGUUGGUGGGACAGUGUACUUGAGGGUGUUUAAAGGAAUACUCCAAGCCGUAACUGCUUUUGUGUAUGUGGUUUUAGCAAUGCCCUUGUGUGUUAACAGAGUAAUAUGUCAAAUCAUUUAAGAGCAGUUUGGCAAUUUACCUUGGUCCCUGGGUGCCUGCGCCUCAUCUUUCUACCUAUGGAGGAGAAGCAGGAUGUUUCCCCUGAGCUAUGCAUAGUCCUCUACAAGGGCAUUGUCCAUGACUGAGAGCACUCAGCUCAUGUGCACUAAUUUUGAAAAUGGGAAACAAGGGAGCAGACGUACAAUGUAUUGAAUUUGCUUUAUUGCUAUUAUUAUUAUUAAUAUGUAUUUCACCAAAUAACCCAUCUGGCACUAAUACCCUGCCAAAUUAAAACCAGAUUAUUAUAUAUCGGUUUAAUUUGUAAAUGCAGAGUCUAGUUUAUACCUGCACUUAUCAGUAUAAGCAAAUAUUUACAAUGCCGUAACAGUUUUUUUUUCUCCUUUCCAAAUACAAGCGCUAUCUAUUCUCCCCUCCUCCAUUCUAAUUACACCAUUUGUGAGUUCACUGGAGGAUAAAUUCUGUAAUAUAGAUGAUGGCUUGUAUGUGAAGCACUUCAUGUGCGGAAGCCAAAUUAUGAAUGGAAAACAUUCUGGGUAAUUUAAUAAAGAAGUGAAUGCGUUUUACACUGCUUGUCAAUGGCACAUGGAAAUAUUUUUAAACAAGAGUUUGAGAAACUUUUUGUCACUUAGAAAUGUAAGUACAAAGCCAAGUCCUAAUACAAUGCUUUAUCAUUUUUGUAUCUAGUCAUAAAAUGCUUUUCUUCUAACAACAUAGAUAUGCAAGUGUUUUUCUAUAGAGUAUGUCUGUCCAAAUAAACCCCUAAAAAAGAUGUAUUUAGCAAGAAAAUGUUCUAUUUGCCCAACAGGGGAGGAUCUAGAGCCCAAACUAGGGAUGCACUAAAAUGAAAAUUCUGUGCCGAAAUCGAAACCGAAAAUUCAAGAUGCCCUUGGCCGAAAACCAAAAUUUACCUUUUUCCCAAGUGAUUUUAAAAUAGUUUUUUUCUAUAAUUUUAUUAAUAUUAGACUUUAUAUUACACAGUGUGGGAUGUGGUGACUGGUGACAGAGUGACGGGGUAACCGAUGUCUCAGAUAGGGAGGGAGGAGGUGACUGGUGACAGUGAGUGAGGGAAGGGGUGAUUGGUGACAGUGACUGAGGAAGGGGGUAACAGCGUGACUGAGGGAGUGGGUGACUGGUGACUGACCGAGGGAGGGGGUGACAGAGUGACUGAGGGAGGGUGUUAGAAAUACCACAGCUUCUAUCUAUCUCCAUUACUGACAAUGAAGGAGGUGCUCAGUUUCAGAAAGUUGCUGAAUACAACAAUGAGGAUUUUAACAUUUAAUUUUAUUUCACAGCCAUUACAAACACAUCUCUGUUAAAUUAAGAAUAUUACAGGGCAGCACCUUUCCUGUGGGGCCCACCCUCUAUGUAGAGGUGAUAUGUGUCCACAAAAAUUGGUGCAUUUAGCAAUUCUAAAGCUAGCCCCUCCUUACUUCCUCCUGGUCUAGAAUUCCAGUUGAGGAAGUUUGGGCCUCUGCGUAACAUGGAAGAUUCCAUUCACAAAACAUGGGUGUUUUUUUUAAUGUAUUGUGCUUAACAAGUGAUAGGCCUGAAUUUUUUUUUUGUAACAGAUUGAAUGCAGGCUAUUUGGGGAUAGAGUGGGUGUAACCCCUCAUUGCGUUGCAGUCAGCCAAACAUAAAUUCUUGUGGCUUCUCCAGGGGCGUUAUUUGCCCUAGUAGUCCCCCCACAAGAUUCACCACUGGUCCCCAAUAAUUGCAACCUUAAAUUAAACUUUUUACAUCAACAAAAAGUUAUGUCAGUCAUUAUAUUAAAUAGCUCAUUCCUACUUUCCUUUUAUAUCUAAUAAUUUUUUGCUAUUUGGGGUGAAAGAGCUAAAUAAAGAGCAAUUGCCAUGGAAACCAAAAUAAUGUUUCUUCACAUUUAUCACUGUGUCCCAGAAUGCAGGGGUUCCCGAGCAACAUAUUUGUACAUUUCCUAGCUUGCCUCACCUCCAUUUAGAAAUUUUACCACUGGGGGAAAUUGAAGUGCUUGUAAAAAACAGAUAUUUAAAAACUACUUAUAUAGUUUUGUUGAGAACCAAAACUGAACAUUAUCAUGCGACUGACACAAGCCAACAGUAGGCUGGAUCUAAAACAAGUUUCAUAUAUGUACCUAGAUUGUACAUUUACCUCAUUUGUCUCUGUUGUCUCUGGUUUUCUGACGAGCUCUUGGAUUUUGCCACACUCAUUUACAAUUACAUGUUCCAUUAAAAUAACACUAUAGGGUCAGGAAUAUAUACAUGUAUUCCUGACCCUAUAGUGUUAAAAACACUAUGUAGCAUCCCUGCCCCCACCCAGCACCCCUAAAUAUAGUAAAAGCUUACCUUUAUUCCAGUCUGCUGCUGUUGACUCUGAUUUGCCAUCUUGGCUGACAUCAUCAGAAGUGUUAACUGAGCCAAUCACAAUGCUUUUCCAUAUGAAAGCAUUGGUUUGGCUGAGCUUCUCAAGGAAGCAGGUCAUGGGCAGAGCCAGGACAUGCCAAAAACAGCCCUGGCCAAUCAGCAUCUGCUCAAUGUAUCUCUAUGAGGAAAGUUCAGUGUCUCCAUGCAGAGGGUGGAGACACUGAAUGUCAGUGCUGUACAUGCCACAGGAAGCACCUCUAGUAGCCAUUUGAGGAGUGGCCAGUGGAGAUAUUCCUAGGCUGUAACUGAAAAGACAGUGUUUACUGCAAAAAGCCUGAAGGUACAGAUUAUACUCACAAGAACAAAUACAAUAUGUUGUAGCUGUUCUGGUGAAUAUACUGUUCCUUUGAUGUCUAAAUGAAUCCGGAGCUGUAAUUAGGCCAAGGUGUUUAAGAUAAGUCCUGGCAUCCAGUACAGUUUGUUAGUCCUUUAAAUGGGUGUAAAAUGAAUCUCCCAGUAGGCUUAUAUUUCAUUUGUCAACUUCCAUAAAAAAAUACAUUCCAACUUCAUAACUGCAGUAACCUUAUUUUAAACUGCUGUACAUUUUAUUCCAACUUGACUUGCUACAUUUGUAUAAUUGUACUGGAUACAUUUCAAGUAAUGGAAGAAGACUUUUAGUACAUUUUUUUUAUUUCUAUUUUAGUUUGUUCUGUGCAAAAGGGCUUUAGUUCAUAUGAGUGAAUUUCUUAUGCAGUUGGUGAAAAAAAGCACAUCAAUUGACUCAUUUAUAGCAUCGCUCAAGUUGUGGUGAGCCAACAAACAUAGUCAGUCAUACUGAAUUUGCUGAAAUUGGCAAAUAGAAAAGUAAUCUAAAAAUAAAUACUUGGGACCAUAAGGAUCACUACUAAUCAACUCCCAGGUUGCUCUGGUUCAUAAUAAUACAUAUGGGGAGAAAAAAAAUAAAAUAAAAUAUUGCGAUAUACUCAAAUCAAAUAUAAAAGAGGGAAAAAUGCAAAACAUACACAUUAAAAAGCUAGCAGGCUGAAAGUUAGGGGAAGGUAAGAACAAGUAACUAUUGCAUAGUGGUACUCCUAGAAACAGACUCACUGCAGGAAUUAUAAGCAGGGUGUUAUUUUGACCUUAGGAAAUUUUUGCAUUUUUCACAGCAAUUCCAAGAAAAUGUGUUUCCACAAUUCUCCCAGAAUUCUCAGCUCAACAUGCAAAUGAGCACACACUGUACUUCAGGCUUCACCCCGCACCAUAAGCAAUGGAAUAUUGUUUUAAACACCACUUUUUAAACCCAAGAAUGAGUUGUGACUAAGCACCAUGCUGACAAAACCCCAGCAAUGUAAACUGUACAGUACAUUAUUGGUUUCAGGUCAUUGAACUUUCUACACAACCCAUGCUUUUCAAAUAGUGUUCUCGUUGCUGAGGGUGGCUGUAGAAAUGUCUAUGCUCAUUUGCAUGUCAACCUUGGAAUUUUGGGAAAAUUCAAGAGCAUGAUGAUAGGAUAAAAUCAAAUAACCAACCGGACAUUUUGUACUCAGCAUCCAUUUUCUUGUUUAACUGCUUAUAUUUGCAUGACAUUUAUAAUAUGAAGACUAUAGACAUAAUAAAAUAUAUCUUGUUUCUAACUGCGCAAGUAACCUUGUACCAGAUGAGUCCCAGUAAAUGUGCAGUAUAUAUUUUAGGGAACAAAAAUAAACAAAGCCACAACUCAGUCAAGCUGACCCUCAUACUUGAUAACAUGCUUUCUUCUUAUCAAUGUCAAGUUAAAUGUCAAUGUCUGUCUGUUAAUGAGUAACUUUUGACACAUGAUGUUAGCCAAUCCAAUUUCCCUAUGGGAAAGCAUUGGAUUGGCUAAAAAUCGGCCACUUUGAUGAUGUCACAAGAGGUGAUGUCACAAGAGGUGAGUUUUAAACUUUUAUAGGGGGAGAAGGGGGUGGGGGGGAGGCAAGCCACCUAAAUGGUGGGGUUAGCACUAUUUGGUCAGGAAUACAUGUUUGUGUUCCUGACCCCAUAGUGUUCCUUUAAGUUAAAUAAACAGUCAGUCCAUAAUACAGACAUGAGAAGAUGCAAGACAUUUCUAAGUAGGAUUUAAACAUUAAGCUAAGAGGUUUAUUCACUAAACACAAAAUUGUAGUGACUUGGAACCUAAAUAACACAAGCCAAACUGAGAUCAUAACAUAAAUGAAGAAUAAUUCCAAAUAAUUAAUUAAUUAAUUAAUUACAAUUUAGUUUAAACCCUUAACAACGCAGGAUGGAAUAGCACGCCCUAUGUGUUGUUAAGGGUUUAAACUAAAUUUUAAUAAAUUAAUGAUGGCUCUGCCAUCCUGCAACAUCUGGACUUUAAAGCCGCAGGGUGGCAUAGCAUGACAUAUCAAUUGACAUCCUCCCAUCCCCCAGCCCGGAUGUUCACCAUGCUGCCAAUUAUGAUUGAGGGGACUGCCUGCAGUCAAUCAGUAAUCAAAUGACUGGAUCAGCUUAAUGGGCAGAUUCACUGCAGACUGGGUUGUCAGACAGAUCCCAAACUUAUAAUUAAUAAAAAUAUGCUAACACUUUGAAAUCCAACUGCGAUUUCCAGCUGGAUGGCUGCUCACUUCCUUAAACUCAACCGGUCCAAAACAGAGCUUCUAGUCUUGCUACUCCCGUGUCUGUCUCCCUCCAAGUCAACGGCGCUACCAUCACCUCUACCUUGCAGGCUCGCUGCCUGGGUGGUCUUUUUGACUCCAACCUCUCCUUCACCCCUCAUGUCCAAUGAAUCGCCAAAUCUUGUCGCUUCCAUCUCAAAAACAUAGCACGCUUCCGCCCCUAUUUAACGCCGGAUGCGGCUAAGGUGCUGGUCCAUGCUGUUGUUCUCUCUCGCCUUGACUACUGCAAUCCCAUUCUCAGUGGUCUUACGUGUUCCCAGAUUGCACCUCUGCAGUCUAUAAUGAAUUCUCUGUCAGUCCCUGCAUUGGCUUCCAGUUAGAUAUAGGGCCCAAUUUAAAAUUCUGGUGCUUGCUUACAAGUCCCUACAUAAUGCUACUCCAACCUACCUAUCCUCCCUAAUACACAAGUAUGUCCCGUCAAGGCCCCUAGGCUCUGCCAAAGACCUACGUUGAUCCUCUGUCCGUACUCCCACCUCUGAUCCUCACCUCCAAGAUUUCUCCAGGGCUGCACCUCUUCUGUGGAACUCCCUUCCUUUCUCCGUAAGACUUUCACCCAGUCUCCACUCAUUUAAAAAAUCAUUGAAAACUCACUUCUUUAAGAAAGCACAUCAAUUAAACUGUUAGCAGGUUUUUAUCCCCCAACCCCCAUGACUCCCCUCCUGCAACUGUCAAAAAUUACCUACUACCCCUUCUUUUACCCUUUGUGUCACUAUACCCCACUCCCUCUAGCAUGUAAGCUUAUUGAGAAAGGCCAUCCACCCCCUCUGUUCCUGUACGUCCAGUUGUCUGGUUACAGACUGCCUAUCCCUGUAGUCCUUCCUCUCCCUGCCUCUCCCUGGUCUAGGGAUAUUGCCAUGGCCCUGUGUCAGAUGAGAUAUUAGUGUGAGCAAUAACAAAGAAAAGAAUAGCAAUGAAAGUGGGAGCAAUAGCAGUGGUAGAGGAAAAUCACAAUGGGAGACGGGAAAACAGAGCAAGAGGGCAAAUCUAUAUUGUGGGAAAAGAAUAGUGGAAAAGAUAGAUAGAAACAGCAAGGGAAGAGAUUUUAAUAAUGGACAAAAUUGUCAAUAAAUGAUGACAUGUACAAUCCUGGUUGUUAAAUGUGUGCCUGAUCAUGUGCCUAAUUUUGUAAGCAUCUCAUUUUUUUCAUUACCAGUGGAUAUUAUUUCCUACUAAUAAUAUUUUGCAUGUAUGUUCAUAAUCUUAGUAAUGAUAUAUAUGUGUAAUAUUAUACAAAGAAUAUACAUACGUUUCAAAAUUUACAGUUUUUAAUAUUGUGUUUUUUUUUUUUUUUGCAAUGAAACACAUUUAUGUGUUUCAUAAUAUUCCUUAUGAUGAUGUUAAUCAAAUUUCUGAUUCCCGUCAAAAGGAAGAUCAAUGACAUACACGGUUAUUGCCUAUAUUUUCUUGUGCAGCACACAUAAAUCAGCUUAAUUUUAAACUGGAUUUAGUGUUUUUUGGGGGGGCAUAUUUAAUAUAGAACACUUAAAUUGUUUUUACAAAAUCUAACAUUGACAUGCAUGGAAAUGAUGCCAUAAACAGAUUAAUUCUUAGACCAAAACCCUGACCUUUAAUCCAUUUGAGUAGACUCUGCCCAGGAUGCUACAUACAGAUCAGCUGUAAAAAUAAAUGAAAAACAAAAGAAAAGCAUGCAAAAAAACCAUACAAAGGGGCGGGUGGGCAGGAAGUUGGAACAGAAGUUUGAACAGUUUGACAGACAGAAAUUGAAGAAGUAGACUGAGUACAAUUCAACAUUUUUAUAGACAGCAAAUGUUGAAUGCUUACAUGUAUCCCUUGAAAUCAACAUUAAUAUGCUCUAUGUCAAGCAUGAGACAGUCAUGGACCAUUGUCUUAAAGCAGUCUGUAUGGGAAAACUCUUUUGAGUUUGUUUCAAUAAAUAUUGACAUAGCUACUUACUAAAGUUAGAAUUCAAAGAGAAUUGCAAGUGAUUUUCAAAUUUAAGGCCAGACUCGCUGAACUACAGGCAUAGAUGACUUCGAGAAUUUUUCUAGUUUGGCUAUUUUGAACUUAAAUUUUGAAUCCACCUUCAAUUCGGAGUUUAGUGAAUAACCAUGUCAGUUUUGAGGAGUUGCAAAAUUCAAGUGAGUAUAUUUUCCAACUCUAUAUUUUCUUUUGUUAUGUUUAAAUGCAAACCAUUAUUUAUUUCUAUUUUUUUGUAUUGUGACUAUCUCUGGUAAUUAUCAAUUUUUCCCUUGUACUUUUAGGAAACUUAAAGGAAUCAGGCAUGAGUCAGGAGAGUCAUGAAUUCCCCAAAUCCAGUGUCAGUGUUCUCCCACCCGGCACUAUACUUCUGGAAGAGAAGGAGAAAAAAAAUAUUAAACUGAAGACCCGCUUAGCUGAGAAGAUAAAAAAGAACUGCACCUGUUCUCCAGUCAAAGCCAAAGAUAUGUUCUUCAGUUUUUUUCCUGUCCUACAAUGGCUGCCUAAAUACAAUCUUAAAGAAUGUUUAUUAGGUGAUUUAAUGUCUGGACUUAUUGUGGGGAUUCUUCUGGUCCCUCAAUCUAUUGCAUAUUCACUUUUAGCAGGCCAGGAACCCAUAUAUGGUCUUUACACCUCUUUUUUCGCCUGCAUAAUCUAUUUCUUAAUGGGAACUUCUCGUCAUAUUCAUGUCGGAAUCUUUGGUGUGCUGUGUCUGAUGGUCGGGGAGGUGGUGGAUCGAGAGCUGGAGGCUGCUGGGUACAACAAGCCGCAGAGCCAUGCAGGUCACUACUCUGAUGCAUAUGAAUUUGAUGGAAACAGCACACACAGUGCCUUCGCUAUAAAUGUGACUGCAGCGUUGACAUGUGACAAAAGCUGUUAUGCCAUCACAGUUGGUGCAACUGUUACUUUUAUGGCAGGAGUGUAUCAGGUAGGAUUUAAAUAAGAACUACAAAAAAUUCACUCAAUAUUGUAUUUUGAAAACAAAUCUGGAAUCAUACGGCAAAGUCCAUUGCAAUCAAGGAAUGCAAGGCAUCAGAAGUGCUGUGGAAUCAUGCAUGUAUACUAAAUAAUGAUAAUAAUAGUUGCAGGAAGUGUGAAAGUUAUUACAAAGCUCAUCACCCAUUGUUGAGAGUUAAAGGGUUAUUCCAAGCACCAUGACCACUUCAGUAAUUGGAAAUGCUCAUUGUGUUUGGAGUCUGUAUGCAAAUGCAGAUAUAUCUGAGGUUGCUGCUGGAGGGGUAAGGCUGAUGUAGAAUAUUACUGUCGUCAGCAUGCAUAGCAUACUAGCAAUGGAAAUCUAAUGGCUGCACAGUUCCUCCUUAAGUGCCACCCUCAGCCUUGCCUCCUUGGCAUAUCCUCGCUCUCUCUCAACAGAGGCAUAGGGCUACUGGAAGAACUUGGCAUCAGGGCAGUACCAGACUGGGAAAAUAAUUCGACCCAGGCAUUUUUUAAUCACAGUGGCCCACUAAUAAUGGGGUGGGACCAGAUAUGGGGUGUUUUGUCAUCAUCUAUGACAAACACACACCCCCUCAAAGUGAGCAUGUUUGUUCAAUGCUCUUCCAGGGCAUCCCAUGAAGCGCUCUCGUAUGAGGAAAAGGCCCUGUAUUUGUUCUGUGCAGUGCAAGCAAAUUUAUUAACAUGCUUGCACUGUGUUUGCUUAUGACUUGUCUCUGAGGUACCAAAGGACAAAAGGACUAAGAAAGCACAUUGUGCAUGUGUUUGAAGCUUGUGGGAUUACGUGUGUGUAGAGUGAGCGAUCCGCUUCGGGGGACUGCCUUUGAUUUAUAAUAUAUAUUAUAUAUAUAUUUAUAGUUCCAUCCUAACUGUAUUUUAAUAAGAAUCAAAAGAAUGAAAUAAUAUAUAUAAAUGUAUACAUAAAAAUAAUUUAAAAUAUAUACAUUUCAUUGCAUAAGGAAUUACAUAAAUAUACACGUAGAAUUUAAAUAGAUAUAUGUGUAUAUCUAUUUAAAUUCUAUGUGUAUAUUUAUCUAAUCUUUAUGCAUAAUUAAAUGAUUGUAUUAAUUAGAAUUUGAGGAACCUGUCUGACAACCCAGGCAGAAAGUCCAGAUAAUUUAAUUUAAAAGCCCUAUAUUUAACCCUGUAAGAUUCCAGAACACCAUACAACCUGUACAUGGGGGGGGGGUGGGGGGGGGGUACUGUUUUACUCGGAAGGCUUUGCUGAACAUAAAUACUAGUGUUUCAAAACCAUAAAAUAUAUCACAACGAUUAAAUAAUCAGCCAAAGUGCAGUUUUUGUGUGAAAAAAAAUGCAAAAAAAUAAUAUGAAUGCUAACUUUGAUCAGCUUUUGUGACUAAGUGGCUACUAAAAAAUACUGACAAUACCCAAUUUUAAAUACCCUGGGAUGUCUACUUUUUCAAAUGGUAUGUCAUGAUAGGGGUAAUUCUCAUUCCUGGGUUACCAAAGGCAACAUAACCAAUCUGGAAAAUGUCAAUGUGCAAAAACAGAAAUGGCUAAGUCUUUUGACUUUUUAUUUUCCAAAACACCAUGAAACGUGUACAUGGGGGGUACUGUUUUACUUCUGAGAUAUUGGAGAUAAAUAUGGGGUAAAUUUUAUUCCUGGGCUGCCAUACGGUCUCAAAGACAACUCUGACUCAGCAAAUCAAUCUGGCAAAUUUUAGUGUGUAAAAACUGUAAAUGGGAACAGUCUAUGUAUGUGUGUGGACUCAGCAGUCUUUCUGUGUAUGGACUCAGCAGUCUGUGACUCUCUCUGUGUGUGCAUGUGUGUGUAUGGACUCAGCAGUCUGUAUGUGUGUGUGUAUGGACUCAGCAGUCUAUGUAUGUGUAUGGACACAACAGUGUGUGUGUGUGUGUAUGGACUCAGCAGUCUGUGUGUGUGGACUCAGCAGUCUAUGUGUGUGUAUGGACUCAGCAGUCUGUGUGUGUGUAUGGACUCAGCAGUCUAUGUGUGUGUGUGUGGACUCAGCAGUCUAUAUGUGUGUGUAUGGACUCAGCAGUCUGUGUGUGUGUGUAUGGACUCAGCAGUCUAUAUGUGUGUGUAUGGACUCAGCAGUCUAUAUGUGUGUAUAUGGACUCAGCAGUCUAUAUGUGAGUGUGUAUGGACUCAGCAGUCUCUGUGUGUGUGUGUGUGUGUAUGGACUCAGCAGUCUGUGUGUGUAUGGGCUCAGCAGUCUGUGUGUGUAUGGACUCAGCAGUCUAUAUGUGUGUGUGUAUGGACUCAGCAGUCUGUGUGUGUGUAUGGACUCGGCAGUCUGUGUGUGUGUGUGUGUGUAUGUAUUUAGCAAGCUGUUUGUGUGUGUGUAUGGACUCAGCAGUGUGUGUGUGUGUAUGGGCUCAGCAGUCUGUGUGUGUGUAUGGACUCAGCAGUCUAUAUGUGUGUGUAUGGACUCAGCAGUCUAUAUGUGAGUGUGUAUGGACUCAGCAGUCUGUGUGUGUAUGGACUCAGCAGUCUGUGUGUGUAUGGACUCGGAAGUCUGUGUGUGUGUGUAUGUAUUUAGCAGUCUGUAUGUGUGUGUAUGGACUCAGCAGUCUGUGUGUGUGUAUGGACUCAGUAGUCUGUGUGUUUAUGGACUCAGCAGUCUGUGUGUGUAUGGACUCAACAGUCUGUGUCUGGACUCAUCAAUCUGUGUGUGUAUGGAGUCAGCAGUUUGUGUGUCUGUGUGUGUGUAUGGCUUCAGCAGUCUGUGUGUGUGUGUGUAUGGACUCAGCAGUCUGUAUGUAUAUGGACUCAGCAGUCUCUCUGUGUGUGUGUGUAUGGACUCAGCAGUCUGUGUCUGUAUGGACUCAGCAGUCUAUGUGUGUGGACUCAUCAGUCUGUGUGUGUGUAUGGAUUCAGCAGUCUGUGUCUGUGUGUAUGGACUCAGCAGUCUGUGUGUGUAUGGACUCAGCAGUCUGUGUGUGUGUGUGUGUGUGUAUGGACUCAGCAGUCCAUGUGUGUAUGGAAUCAGCAGUCUGUGUGUGUGUGUAUGGACUUGUAGUCUGAGUGUGUAUGGACACAGCAGUCUGUGUGUGUGUGUGUGUGUGUGUGUGUGUGUAUGGACUCCGAAGUCUGUGUGUGUGUGUGUAUGGACUCAGCAGUCUAUGUGUGUGUAUGGACUCAGCAGUAUGUGUGUGUAUGGACUCAGCAGUCUAUGUGAGUGUGUGUGUAUGGACUCAGCAGUCUGUGUGUGUGUGUGUGUGUGUGUGUGGGCUUAGCAGUCUAUGUGUGUGUGUGUGUGUAUGGACUCAGCAGUCUAUGUGUGUGUGUGUGUGUGUGUAUAUGGACUCAGCAGUCUGUGUGUGUGUGUGUAUGGACUCAGCAUUCUGUGUGUGUGUGUGUAUGGACUCAGCAGUUUGUGUGUGUGUGUAUGGACUCAGCAGUCUGUGUGUCUCUGUGUGUGUAUGGACUCAGUAGUCUGUGUGUGUAUGAACUCAACAGUCUGUGUCUGGACUCAUCAGUCUCUGUGUGUGUGUGUGUGUGUGUGUGUGUAUGGAGUCAGCAGUUUUUGUGUCUGUGUGUGUGUAUGGAUUCAGCGGUCUGUGUGUGUGUGUAUGGACUCAGCAGUCUCUGUGUGUAUGGACUUAGCAGUCUCUGUGUGUGUGUAUGGACUCCAGGCCCGGACUGCAAAUGGGAUAUAACUUUUUUAUAUUUAAAUAAAAAAUACAUUCACACUAACAGCUCCCUCACACACACAGCACCCCCAGACACACACAUAGCAACCCCAGACACACACACCACCAUCACACACAGCACCCUCACACACACAGCACCCUCAGACACACACAGCACCUUCAGACACACACAGCACCUUCAGACACACACAGUACCCUCACACACACAGCACCCUCACACACACAGCACCCUCAGACACACACAGCACCCAGACACACACAGCACCCCCAGACACACACAACACCCUCAGACACACACAGCACCCAGACACUCACAGCACCCAGACACACACAGCACCCCCAGACACACACAGCACCCCAGACACACACAGCACCCCCAGACUCACACACAGCACCCUCAGACACACAGCACCUUCAGACACACACAGCAGACACACACAGCACCCAGAGACACAGCACAGCACACAGCACCCCCAACACACACAGCACCCAAACACACACAGCACCCAGACACAAACAGCACCCCCAGACACACACAGCACCCCCAGACACACAGCACACCCCCAGACACACAGUGCAGCCCCAGACACACACAGCACCCUCAGACACACACAGCACCUUCAGACACACACAGCACCCUCACUCACACACAGCACCCUCGCUCACUCACACAGCACACUCUCACACAUAUACAGCACACACACAUUUAUAUAUCUAUAUAUAUAAUAACCCUCAGUGAGUUAACAGACAAAGAAAAUUAGAAACCUAGAAUGUGACGGCAGAUACGUCACCUGUACACACACACUACAGCCCGUAUGCACAUACAUGCUACAUCCCCUAUAACACUAUGCCCCCUAUACACACACUCUCUACAGCCCCUAGCCACACAUAUUACACCACAAACACAAAUGAAAUUGACCUAUUUACACAAUACCACACCACACUCUACACACACGCAAUCCCACAAGCAGGCUCCAAGCACAUGCACCAUACACUUUCCUGGCCCUUUUGACCUCUGGUAUCCCACUUGUGGAGACACCAGAGACAAUUUAAAAGCAAACACAGCGCAAGCAUGUUAUUAAAUUUGCUUGCGCUGCGCAGAACAAAAUUCAGGGCCUACCAUGUGCCCCCCCCCCCAAAAAAAAAUUAAUCCUAGAGACGCCACUGAAUGGGAAAAGCCUUAUAUUUAACCUUUCAACUUUCUAAAACCCCUUAAAACAUGUACAUGAGGGGUACUGUUGAACAUGUGAGAAAUCACUGAACACAAAUAUGUGUAUUUUAUUACAGUAAAAGCUAACAGUAUUAUGGCAUUCAUAGUUAAAAUAUAAUGCAGAACUUGAAAUAUAACCAAAUUCCUUAAUCUCUCAAAUUGUUUUAGAUUUUAUUCAUGUUAAAUUAUGUUUCAUAUAUGAAUAUUAGAUGUAAAAUGAAAGCCCUGUUUCUCCUGAACAAAAUUAUAAUAAGUGUGGGUGUACUUAUGAAAGAGGUAAAUUAUAGUUGAAUAUACUUAUAGUGCAAAUUCAAGGUUUCGUUUUGAUUAGAACGUGUACAACUGUCUCCGUCCUUAGGGGCUUAAAUAUUCAAAAGUAAAACAUUUAUUGGAUACUGCAAUAUUUGGCCCAGACUAUAUUACAACAUAUUUACUAACUAGUAUCAACUGUUCUAUUUUACUAAAACUCAUACAUAUGGACACAUAAUAACUGUGGCAUAUAAAUGACACUUACAAUGACUGCCAAUAAGUGGCAAAAAUAUAACACAUUUAAUAUUUAUAUUUGUAAUGCUUAUUUGCAGUGAAUGUUAUUUUAAGAUUCAUACUAUAUCAUCCUUAGAAAAAUAGUUUUAUGUGGUUUUUGUUCAAGAUAUGUUUGCAACAAUGUGUAUUUUAGCUAAAUUACCAUCAUAACCAAGUUUAUUAAAAAAAAUUGCUAUCAUUUUCUUUUCAAUUACAAUACAAGUAGUUAAUUCUCUUAAAUAGCUGAAGACUUGAUGUGCAAAUUGUUCUAAUGUUUAAAGUAAACAGAAAUUUCAGGAUCUGUGUUGGAAAAACGAUCAUGUUUGUUGUUAACACAAAAGUGUUCUACAUGUAAAUGAAGGACACAGUGUUUAUACAUUUUAUAGCUGAACACCAAGCAUGAAGAUGCAGCGGACUACUGGUGUUAAACGGACACUCCAGAACCUUAGAGCACUUAAAGGGACACUGUAGGCACCCAGACUACUUCAACUCAUUGAAAAGGUCUGGGUGCCAACUCCUAUCACCAUUAACCCUAGAGUGGUAAUUAUUGCAAUAAUUACCUACUAGGGUUAACUCCUCCUCUAGUGGCUGUCUAUCAGACGGCUUCUAAGACGACUUUUGGUCAUCUAAACAACGCUGGACGUCCUCACGCUCUGCAUGGAGACCAUUAGCAUCACCGGAAUCCUCAUAGGAUAGUAUUGAAUAAUGCUUUCCUAUGGGGAGAUCCUAAUGAGAGCAUGGUUAUUGCUGCGCAUGCACAUUAGGUCUCCCUCUGGUGGAAGCGGGGGAGGAGAGUGGGCGGGGCUGAGCCAGCGCCGAGGGACAUCGGCACUGGACCUAGGUAAGUGACUGAAGGGGUUAUUAACCCCAUUUAAUGCUGCAGGAGGGUGCCUUGACAGAGAGGAAAGAUAUAGUGCCAGGAAAAUGGGUUUGUUUUCCUGGCACUAUAGUUUCCCUUUAACCCCUUAAGGACACAUGACAUGUGUGACUUGUCAUAAUUCCCUUUUAUUCCAGAAGUUUGGUCCUUAAGGGGUUAAAGCCUUGCAAAGACUUCUCAUUGAGCUGCAUGAGGAAGUCUGUGAUUGUACAGACACUGAAAUUCUGGGCUAGAAGAGGCAGGCUUGCAAAGUCUACAGACAAGGGAUCUGCAGCUUUAUCAAGCUGUAUAGAGGUAUAACCCAAGUGAAAAAUGCACAAUUAAAUCAAUGCAUAUUUUCAUUGAGUGUAUAUCUACCAAACAGUGAUUUAUAUUUUGUUUGUAUUUGAGCAAUUGAGUGCCUCAUUAAGUGACUAUUGUCAUCAUUUGCUUUACUACUCCAGUCUCAGAAUUUUUAGUAAGUUAUUUAAGCUAUCCUGACUGUACCAUAUCUGUCACCACAUUACUAGAAUGUGUGGAUCAUCAAUCAUUUUGAAUAAUGAGACAAAUUAGUGUUUAAUUAGGAUUCAGCUUUUCAUAAUUUGCUGCUUUGUUCCUGCAAACAGCUGUUACAAAAUUAUAGCUUUAUUACAUUUACAUUUUUAGAAGUAACACUGUCAUUUUUAUGUUUCACUUUUAAUAUAACUUGUUUGUGUAGUCUUGGGGGAAGGAGAUAAAAACAUUACAUAUUGUUUUAAGUGUGCAAACAAAUAAAUACAGUAUAAUAAACUGUAUUACAAGAUUACACCAGAAGAUGGAGCCCCUAGACAUGGAAAUUGUGGGAUGCAGCUAAAAGGAAUAAGUGUAUAUACAUUUUUUUGUCUCCUCGAUGUAAAGCAGUGGUAGGGAACCUUUUUUCUGCCAAAGGUCAUUUGGAUAUUUAUAACAUAAUUCGCGGGCCAUACACAAUUAUCAACUUAAACAGGAGACUGCAAUCUUUGGUCAAACAUUUUAUUAACUCACCCCUAAUAUUAAUACUUAUCUUUGGUGAUGCGUGUGAUGUUAGCUGGUAUUGAUGAUGUUGCUACUCGCAUCUGCUGCCUACUGGCGACCCACGAUCACGUAAUACCACUAUUAAGCUGCCUGCAGUGCCUGUUGUGAGAGACUGUGUGUUGUGUCGGCCGCCACUCUUGUCAUGUCGCCCUCACACACCCCAAAAGCUGGCACAGUAUAAUAGGCCCCCGGGCAAAGCAGUGCUCUUUAUACACAACCACUCACAGAAAAUAAAAAUGAAAUUAUUGAUAAACUUAAGCUUAAAUGUAUUGGUACCUCCAAUGCAAUACAUACAAUAUAUACAUACAGAAUGCUGAAUACAUUUACAAACUGCUGAAUACAUUCACAAACUGAUGAAUGCAUUCACACACAGAUUGCUGAAUAUAUUCACACACAGACUGCUGAAUACAGUCACACACAGACUGCUAAAUACACAGACUGCUGAGUACACAGACUGCUGAAUACAUACAAACACUGCUAAAUACACACACAGACUGCUCAAAAAGUACACAUGGACGGCUGCAUACAUACAGACUGUGAAUACACACACAUAGACUGCUGAAUACACACGCAGACUACUGAAUACACAUGCAAUACGAACAUACAAUUCACACACACACACUGCUGAAUAUACAGACUGCUAAAUACACACACAGGCUGCUGAACACACACACAGACUGCAUUGAGGGGAGCAGUGAAUGUGUGAGGGGUGUCGUGUGUCUAUGAGGCGCGUAGUGUGUGUGUGACGGGGUGCAGUGUGUGUGUGAGGAGUGCAGUGUGUGUGAGGAGGGGCAGUGUGUGUGUGACAGGGUGCAGUGUGUGUGUGUGUGGAGUCCAAUGUUUGUGUGUGGAGGGGCAGUGUGUGUGUGAGAGGUGGAGUCUGUGGGGGGACGAUGUAUAAUUUUUACUUUAAAAGAUUUUUUUUAAAAACCUUUAUGCCUCCCCCUCCUUCUUACCUUUGGCCUGGAAAGAGGGGAAAUAAUGCUGCAAUCUUUGGUGGUCCAGUGGUGGAGCAUGAAAAGAGUAAAGUCAGCCUGCAGCCAGAGAGGUUGCAGGGUGACUACUCUUUUCUUCCUUCAAGCACAGCGCUGUGUUGGAGCGUUGCCAUGUUAAUGUGCUGCAGCUCUCAGACAUGCAUGUUCACGGGAUGAACACAGCCUCCUUUAAUUUCCGUGUGACAUUAAUAAUAAAUACCUCUUUUAUGUGGAGAUUAGAAAAGCACACAACUAUCAGAGCAUUUCAAUAUAUUCACAAAAAAAUGUUCUUCUGCUGUAUUAUGCUGCAAACAAUUUAAAUGCCCUAAUAAUUCAUUUUUCUCAUGAAACUUUCAUGAUAUAUGCAUUGCAGCUGAGUGAUUGUAUUGACAGGAUGUCCAUGUCAUAUUCUCUUAGUGAUCUCUACUUGUUGCUACAACGGCAAAUCUUUCCCUGUAAGUAGUAUAUUGCCAGGAAACCAAUUUCUAUUCCGCUUAGUCUUAAUAAGUAAUCAGUAAUCCUUCUCUAGCCCCUUGGUGACCUAGCAGUAAAAGCUGCCUAUCUCUGACCCAGCAUUCAUUAUUACCGGCAGAUGCAAAUACAGUGCUUUGCUGUUAUUUGAGUACUUGUUUCAUCAGCGUAAUCCAGUGCUUACUGAAAUAACCCAAAAGAAAACAGGGAACCAUAGCCAGGUGACUGGAUUUAAAAGUUCUUCAUAUGUUGAAUUACUUGUUGUGAAGUGAAAAAAAAAUAAUCUACCAAUAUUUAUAUAUUUAUUUAAAGCACUGAUGUCUAAAGGAUGCGAUUUUGUUAUGAAUUGUGUUUUCAAUUAAGUUCUACCUGCUGCCUAGAAACUUAGUUCACAACAGUUUGUAGAUGUGACUAGCAUAUAUAUAAAUAUUCCUUUGGAAGUAAGAUGAUUUUCUCCUAUACGUUUAAGUUAAUAUCUUUUUGCCAUACUAAACAAUAUUGUCUAUUUACACGGUUCAUGGGAGGUAUAGAGCAGGACUUGACAAAUCCCAGACGUCAGAACGCCAUGGUGACUAUGAAUUUUGUCUUGGCGCCUGGGUGUUUGUCAGCCCAUUCAUGGAGGCAGGCGGCUGGCCGGCCAGUGGAGCAUGGAGGCGACUGUUUGACUGAAGGAGUAUGGAGGCGGCUGGCUGAAUGAAAAUUGAGGCCGGCAGCUGUAAUCUUCGAGUUGUUCUUGCUCUGCUCGGGUAUAUGACGUCACUCCGACUGCGACAUUACGAAACAGUGCAUGAUGGAGCAGAGCAAAAAGAGCUUGAAGAUUACAGGAUCAAUUCAGCCCCACUGAACCACACGGAAGGGAUCCACUCCAGCUCUUCUAAAGGUAGGCUGGGUAUACUGAAAUAAAACAAAAAAACAAACAGCAACUAUUUGCAAGUGUGUGAGAUAAUAUGUGUAUGUGUGUCUGUCAGUGAGUGUGUGUGUCUGUCAGUGAGUGUGUUUAUCUGUCAGUGAAUGUAUGUAUGUGUGUGUCCAUAAGUAUGUGUGUCUGCCAGUGUGUGUGUCAAAUCAGUGAGUUUGUGUCUGUCAGAGAGUGUGUGUGUGUGUAUUUUUGUCUGUCAGUGAGUGUAUUUGUUUAGGUGAUCUUCCCUACUCUAAUCACAUGGGAAAAGUGUUUUGACUCACAUUUUUUGACAAACUAUGCCGUUCUUGCUAUGUUCUUGCUGUCACCAUGGCUGUUAUAUUCAAUCUUGAUAAUCUCAGCCAAGCCAAUGCUUUCCCAGCUUUGAGAGGUUAUUGAGCAUGCGCUAAUCAGCAUCUCCUCGUAGAGAUACAUUGAAUCAAUGGGGAACAUUUAGCGUCUCCAUGCAAAGCAUGGAGACGUUGAACAUAAGUGUUGCAUUCUGUGCAACUAGGAAUCACCUCUAGUGGCUUUCUAAGUGACUGUCACUAGAGGUGUUAGCAGGCAGCAAUGUAAACACUGGCUUUUCUCCAAAAAGAGAGUAUUUACAUUGAAAUGUCGACAGGGACAGACUGUAGACAUAUGGGCGUUCGCAGGAAUUUUUCCAAGGGGGGGCAUAAUUGUAAUGACAUCCAGGCUCGGCCCCUUUUUGCAGGGCUGGACUGGGGAUACAAAGCAGCCCAGGAAAAAAAUGUAUGCCAGCACCAUAAGUCAUUGUGCCAUGUAGUGUGUGUGUGUGUGUGUGUGUGUAUAUGUGUGGUAUGUUUCUUUUUCUAAUUCAAAAUAUUGGUUCUGUCAGUGCAAAAAAUUUUUAUUAUACAGUAAGCAUACUCACAUUGAUACACAUAAGCUCGUUGUCAUAAAAACACAAGCUCAGUCACUGACACACACAAGUAGGCUCACUAACAGACUAACAGUAAUCUCACUGACACAUACAGACAAACUUACUUGUACACACGCACAAACUUAGUACAAACUCUGACACUCACACAAGGUUACUACAGACGAACUCAUUGGUAUACAAACACAAACUUACUACAGAGAAGCUUAUUGUCACUCACACACGCUCACUACAGACAAGCUCAUUAACACACAUGCUCACUACAGACAAGUUUACUGUCACACACAUGCUUCCUACAGACACGCUCACUGACACUCACACACAAGCUCACUGGCAAACACACACACAUGCUCACAACAGAAAAGCUCACUGACACACACACGAUCACUACAGACAAGCUCACUGACACACAUGCUCACUACAAACAAAGUUCACUACAGAAGAGCUCACUGAUACACACAUGGACACUACAAACUCACUGACAAACACAUGCUCACUACAGAAAAGCUCACUGACACACAUGCUCAUUACAAACUAACUCACUGACACAUAUACACAUGCUCACUACAGACACGCUCACUGACACACACAUGCUUACUGCAGAUAAACUAGUUGACACACAAGCUCGCUUACACAUAAGCUCACUGACACACACAUGCUCCAUACAGAAAAGCUCACUGACACACAUGCUCAUUAGAGACAAACUCACCGACAAGCUUACUACAGACAAGCUCAUUGACACACAUACACAUGCUCCCUACAGAAAAGCCUACUGACACACAGAUGCUCACUACAAACUCACUGAGACAUACACACUACAGACAAGCUCAUUGUCACACACACAUGCUCACUACAGACAAGCUCACUGAUACACACAAAUGCUUGCUACAGAAAAGCUCCACGACACACAUGCUUACUUACAGACUAGCUCACUGACACAUAUACACAUGCUCACUAUAGACAUGCUGAAUGACACACACAGGCCCACUACAGAAAAGAAAGCUGACACACACAAGCUCGCUUACACAUAAGCUCACUGGCACACACACACAAGUUCACUGACACACACACACACAAGUUCACUGACACGCAUACACAUGCUCACUACAGACAACCUUGCUGGCACACAUGCUCACUACAGACAAGCAAACUGACACAAAUGCUCACUACAGACAAGUUCACUGAUGCACACGUGGUCACGACAAACUCACUGACACACACACCGAUGCAUGCUCACUUACAGACAACCUCACUGACACACACAUACAAGCUCACUCACUAGCAGGCAAAUACACACACAAUCACUGUCAUGGGCUGAAGCUUACCUGUCACAAAAGGCUGUGCGAGACUGGAAGCACUGGGAGGUGGUCUCCAUGUUCUGUCCUCUUCCUAUGUCAGAAGCAUGAGUGCGGGAUUGGAGUUUGUGAGGGGCGGGGCUUGCAUGCAGGAGGUGGAGUCUGAAUGCAGGGGAAGAGCACAGAGGCACAAAAAUGGUGAGGAUUCAGAAAGGAGCCUCACAGUGCUCCCUCUAGCCCCCUGGCAGCCUUAAUGCAGUCCCCAGCAUGUUCCUUCAGCCCCCAGCGCCUACAUCCUUCUUUCCCUCUGACUGAGCUGUCACAGUCCGAGGGAAAAUUGUCUGUGGGGAGGGGGCAUGUUGAAAAAGCCAGUGAUGGGCAAGUACCCCGCGCCCUUGCUUUUCCCCUGCGUACACCCAUGUGUAGACACCAGAACCACUACAUUAAUCUGUAGUGGUUCUGGUGACUAUAGUGUCCCUUUAAAAAGUUAAUUUUGUUGUGGAACAUUAAGCUUUGUUAGCUAAAAAAAAUCUGUCUCCUAACUUUAUUAGCUGGCUCCUAGAUUCCAAGCAAAUUUGUGAAGCCCUGGUAUAGAUCAUGAUAGUAUGUGCAUGUACAUGUUAGCAAUCACAUGACAGAAUAUGGUAGCCAGUACAUGUAUACUGUGGGAACAUUGGCAGAACAUUUGUUUUAUUUAUUUUUUAGAAGUAUGUUUCAUAUAUGUGCCCUGGAAACACAUAAAUGUAUUUAUAUAUUUACAUAUUUUUCCCCAUUAUUAUGUCUCUGAGACACUUUUUAUCUGUGUCAUUCCUUUAACUUUUUUACCUAUAUCUGUUUCUCUGUCUCAUCUUAUAGGGCUGGGAUAGUCUGUUAUAGGGCGGACAAGAAUUGAGAAGUAGCCCAUGGAUCCAUGGUUCUGCUCUCUCAAACUAUACAAGAUCUUUAAUUCUGGAGGCUUUGGACUACACCUCCCAUGAUGCUUUGCCAACAUUAUGGCUGUAAGAGCAUUGUGAAAGAUGUAUCCCACAACAUCUGGACUGCCCAAGGACGUCUACCCCUGCAUUAGAAUAUGAGUAAAUUAUAUUCCAGCAUCAUCCAUUCUGAAGCUAUGUGCAGUACAAGAAUCUGAGAGAGCUAAUCCUCAGGUAUCAUGCUUUCCGUUCAAAGCACAUAGGGACUAUCAGGGUUAUUCACUAAAGUGAAAAUUGUCAGAAAUCCAAAGUAAAUUUCAAAUUUAAAAGAACACUAUAGUGUCAGGAAUAUCAACAUGUAAAUGUGUAUCAGGUGUAUUGUCCUGAUGAAAGUCAACAUGAUGGACUGAAACGUUGACAUGCUUGGAUAAAUCUUAAGUAAAGAAGAACUUUUUGAAUCUUAGGAUGCUGGCAUUUUUUUCUUGAUAAUUUCUGACACCAUACGUCUAAAUAACUGUUUAGGUUACCUCAAGUAAAAAAAGGUGAUUUACUUAACUUUUUCAAGCUCCGUGUAGGUCUGGUUGUGGUUGACCCCACCCACGCAGCUGUGCCAAUCAGCAUCUCCUCAUAGAAAUGCAUUGAAUCAAUGCAUCUCUAUAGGGAAAAGUUCUGCGCCUACAUGCAGUGCGUCGAGAUGCUUAACAUCAGUGCUGCACAACCUAGGAAGCCUUUUUAGAGGCUGUCUGAGUGACUGCCACUGGAGGUGUUCCUAUGCAGUAAUGUAAAAACAAGGCAGUGCUUACAUGAAAAUGGCUGCAGUGUCAGGGAGGGCCGGUGCAAUUAUUUUUAAGUACAUAGGCGAAGAUGCAUUUUUGUACCACCUCCCAAAAAAUAACAACUUCACCUAUGUGCCUCUUAACCUCCCUUUUGUGUUUCUUAUCCCCUCUUUUAAAUGUCUUACUCCCUUUAGUUUAUCGUAUCUCCUAUUUGUCUUACACCUCCCUUGUGUGUCUCUUACAAUCCCCCUUGUCUGUCUCUAAUCUCCCCUCUUUGUAUGACUCUUGCAUCCACCCACAUUUUGUGUCUUACUACUUCCAGCCUCUUUGUGUCUUUUACUCUUCCCAGUUUCUUUAGUGUGUGUCUCUUUCACCCCAGCCCAUCUGUCUCCCCCCUGCCUCUCUGUGUGUCUCUUUUUACCCUUUUCAAGCCCUGCUGUGUGUUUCUUUCACAUCCAGCCCCUCUCCCCACACCAUCCCUCAGUGGCCCCCUACCUUCCCUGUCCCUUAGUGUUCCUCUCCACUCCACUCCCCUCUCCUUUUUCUGUUCUUUAGUGUUUCUCUCCCCUCCCUUUCCCUUGGUGCACCUCCCACCCCCUUAUUGGUCCCUCCCCUCUCUGGUGUGCCUUAUGAUGCUCUUGUAGCGUGGCCUAAUGGAACGGCCUGCCGUACAGGAGCUUCAGUUUCCUGUACCCGGCCGAUCUGACAGGAAAGGCUCUCUCAGUGAGGAAACAGAAUCUUAAAUAGCAUUAAGAUAGAGACUCACCAGUCGUGCAGUGUCCCGGGAUUCUCAAUGUGAGGGACCCUGGAAAACUUCUGCCAGGUAGCGGACCUGUAUAGGUCAAACUGUUGCCGAGAAAGGGGAUCGGACUUUGACUUUUCAUUUUGAAUUAAUUCCCAACAAUUGUCACUUAAGUGAAAACACUGAAGGUCUAUGUUACUGUUGUUCUCUUGCACAUGUGGAAUCCUCCAUAGAGUUAGUCAAUGCCUUUUUCCCUACAGCCAUCACUAGUGAAGGCUGGGGUAAAUGACACAACUUGACUACAGUAUAAAAUUCACAUUUUAUAAGGGGGUUGGCCAAGCUGCUUUGAAACAGUUGUGCAGACAAGUAGUACUAGUCCUUAUGGGUUAAUUGAAAAGAGUCAGAACAUCUUGGCAUUCUAAUAUGUAAUCUUGCUCAGUUACUUUACUGUGUUAUAUUCAGGGCACAAAUGAUUUAUGUUAUAUGUUUGCUAUGCUUGAUUUCAGCCCACAAGGCACAGAAGAUAUGCCAUUAUGUGAAACUUCUCACAUAUGAGGACAAUUUUAAUUUAACAUUUCUAAUGAAAAAAAUUAAACAUCUCGGUGUAUGUUCCUUAAUUUAAUUCUUAUAACAGUGUAAAUAGCCAGACCAUUAAGCAGAUUGCUUGAAAAGGUUUUAUUUUUAUUGAUUAGAGUAUCAGGUAUAAUAUUCUUAUCCCAUAAAAUUUUACAUAAAGUGUACAUUUGGAAGUUCAAAAUGAAUUGUGAACUUUAUGGGUGAUUAGCUUUGUAGGAAUGCAAAUUAACAGAGCAGUUUUAUCACCACCCUACCUAUUAAGUAGCUGUGUAUUGCUACUUGUUCAUUUAGUUUCUUUAUAGGAUUACAUAUACUUCCUUGCACUUCCUUUCUUUAUUCAUCUAAUGCUUUUUAUUAUAGUCCUUCUCGGGAAUGAGCACAGAUGGUUCUUAAUGGAUUCUUACAUUUAAAAAUGAGAAUAUAUAUAUAUAUACACACACAUUAUAUAUAUAUAUAUAUUUUUUUUUUUUUCAUGUUUAAAUCUUUAUUUCACUUUUUCAAAUUACAGAGAAAACACAACACUGUGCAUCAGUAUAACAAAAAAAGGAAAAAAUUAAUAAAAAUAAAUAAAAAUAAAAAUAGAGAUAAAAAAAAAUUAAAAAAAUAAUAUACAGAAAUAGAGAGAUACCAUUCACAAUUCGAGAUAUUUUAUUACUAUCUUUUACAAUCUCAUCUAACUUAUUUUCGGCUUCAGUAACACAGCUUUUUAUAUCUUUUCACUGAAUUAUUUUUUACAAUAAACAUUUCCUUUCUCUUUUUCUCCUUUCUCCCUUUCUUUUUCUUUUCUUUCUCCUUUUCCCUCUGAGAUAAUUUAUUACAAGAAUCAGGAUAUGUAUAAGGUAAAUUUUUAUCCCUCCCUCUCUAAAGAAGAAAAAGAAAAGAAAGAAAAAAAAAACAAUAUAUAUAUAUAUAUAUAGAUAAAUAUAUAAAUUAAAAAUAAAAAAGUACAAUUAUAGUAAUUCUUCCUUUUAUAAGUCUACAUUUCCAAUUUUAUUUAAUUUAUAGAAUUCCAUAUCAAACGUCUAUAUCAAUCUGUUUUUGUUUUUUUGGUUUUGUUUUUUCCUGUUCUCGUUCUCUUUCACUCGUCUCUCUUCCCUUCCCUCUUCCUUCAUUUGUUUUGUACCACCUAAAUUUUAUUUACCAUCUGUAUUAAUGAGACUAUUUUGCUUGUUUCAUUCCCCUUAUUUUCUUUUAAUUUCCUCUCAUUUCAUUUCCACCUCACCCAAAUUUUUUCAUAAAUGUGUUGUUUGCCUUUUAGCCUAUAUGCCAUUUCCUCAUACAUUUUAGUAGUAGAGAUCUUUUCUCUUAUUAUACUUAAUGAUGGUACCUGUUUUGUUUUCCAUAAAUUGGCUAUAGCAUUUUUUGUAGCCAUCAAAAUAUGUAUAAUUAACACUUUUUCUUGUGGCAAUAUUCUCUCUGGCAUAAUGUGUAGUAGGAAUAUUUCUGGUUGCAGGGUUAUCAAUGUGUUUGUAACUUUAAAAAUUAAUUGUUGUAUGUGUUUCCAUACAUCAAUAAUUUUUUUACACUGCCAAAAUAUAUGAGUCAUAGAUCCUUCCAUUUCCCCACAUCUCCAACAUGUCCCCACAUUCUCUGGAUAUAUUUGCGCCAGUUUUUGUGGCGUCAUGUACCACCGUAGCCACAUUUUGUAUAUUGCUUCUAUGUGUUGUAUAUUAUGUGUGGCAGCCUUAGUUGAUCUCAUAGCCCUAUACCAUUUAAAGGGCUCCCACUCGUUGUUUAGCUCCUUCUCCCAAUUUAACAUGAAAGGCAAUUUAUCUGGUUUUGUUAAAUGUAAUAUUCCUCUGUAGCUUAUUGAUAGAGGUUUAUCUAUAUAUAUAUAUAUAUAUAAGGUAUUACAAGAUACACAUUUUAUCAAAUGUUAAAUAUGGGACCUCUGUCCAUAUUAUGUACAAGAAACCUGUUAAUUAAAGGCUGCCUAUUUUUAUUUUAAUAGAUAAUGUAAUAAUCUUCAUCACCCGGUUAUUAGCUCCUUUCUAACAUUCUAGAUCAGGGGUAGGCAACCUACUGAACUAGUGCCAUGCACGGCACUCGAGGUGUCUUUCCACGGCACUCAAGGCUGCUAGAGCCAAACAGGCUCUGGCCUAUCAGGCAUCUCAGUGAAACUUUAGAUAUCUUCUAAUACGAAAAGGUGGUGAAGGAAAAUCCUCAAUUUAUGCAUUGCAGAACGUAGAGGAAGUGACCUCAGGUAAGUUCCUCCCAGCACUUGUGAAUGGGAAUCCACACUGUAGUAGAGCAGCCUGAAGCUGCUGUUGCAGCUCCUGUCCUUGACCUGUAUCUGGCCAGCCUGGUCUCCACUGGAACCCAGGGAAGCCACUCAAACAGCCCACACACAAACAUACACACAAUCCCCACUAACGCAACACCACUAACAAUCCACAUGCAUGCACACAAUCCUACAUGCCGCCUCUCACAUGCAAUACCCCCAAACAGCCCCCACACACUACCAAAUACUCAAUGUGACAUAUCCAUCCACACACAAUUCCACAAGCAGCCCCCAUACACAGCCCACAUUCAUAUGUAUCAUACACGAUACCAUAAACUACUAAUGAACAUAUUCAAUAUAAUAGCUCAUAUACACACACAUACAACAAUACAAAGCAAUUACAGUAAAAAUAACACAAGCAGAAUACGGCAGCAUACACACCUCAAUUUAAAAAAAUAGGAUCGGCACGCUACGGGACAUCAGAAUCCUAUAUCGGCACAGUGCUGCUAAAAGGUUGCCUACCCCUGUUCUAGAUAGUCUUUUAUGGCCUAUCGACAUCAGUGAUUUGUGUACCCAAUUAUUAUGACGUAGGGCAAGACUUUCUAAUCCUUUUUAAAAGUGAAUAUAAUUCACAUAUUCUCCUAAUUGUUUCUGGGGUUUUUUUUUUGGUGAUGUAGAAUCUUUACUUUUUUGGAUACAAAAAAAAUAUUAUAGGAGACAGGUUUUAAAAAACUAUGCAUAAAAUAACAGUCAAUCACAAAUAAAUAAAGCAGUAGAAAACUCCAUAAUUUCUGAAUAUUAAGAGUGUAAGAACAUAUAGUAUUAUGUAUAAUAAAACAGGUUCAAUUGAAAUCAGAUAGCUGCAACUAAGUAACAACAGCCACAUGCUAAUCGUAUAACACCACAAAACCAAUAGAAAAAGCAUAACCCCAGUCAGGUUAAAAAAUUAAACAUUAUUUUUACUUUGAACAAUUAUAUAAGACAAUAUAAAAUAUAAAAAUCAAAUAAUAAAUCAAACUUUUAUUUAUUUUAUUUUAUUUUUUUGUAUCAUAUGGUAUUAACCCCUUAUAACUGUUUGGAGGGGUAAGUGUUUGUGUUUUUUUCGUGAUUUUUUCCCACCUCUUUACUGUUCAGCCAAUCAUUGCAUUUUUCUCUUUAAUAUAUAUUCUGGAUCUUCAUGCAGACAUAUUAAAUAUCUGAUUCUAUUUUGUAUUACUCUUAGUAAUGUAGUUUAUUUUACCUAUAUGGAAACUUCCCUUGCAUAAAUAAAUAAAAAAUGCUAGUUGAAUAUGUGUUGAUGAUAAAGCCAGUUUUGCUUAAAUUCUAAAAUCACUCAAUACAUUAUUCUAGCAAAUUUAGUGUACAAUGUGUUAUACUAACCUAAAGGUUGUCAUUUGCAUUGUGUUUUGUGCUGCAGGUGAGUUUAAAUGCCCUUUCAAUUCUAAACAUGAAAUCCAAAAUUUAAAUAUAAUUUUUACUUUUAGGCUGACCACAUAGAGGUAUAAAUGAAACUCUUAAUAAAUGUUAUCUGUAUUUCUGCUAUAAAAUAUUUUACUUAUUAUUAUUAUUUUUUUUUUUUUUAUGCAGGUUGCAAUGGGAUUUCUCCAGGUUGGUUUUGUUUCAGUGUACCUCUCUGAUUCAUUGCUCAGUGGAUUUGCCACAGGUGCCUCCAUCACUAUUCUUACAUCUCAAGUAAAAUAUUUAUUAGGGAUAAGUAUACCACGUGCCAAUGGGAUAGGGUCUUCAAUUUACACAUGGAUUAACAUUUUUCGAAACAUUCACAUGACUAAUAUUUGUGAUCUUGUUACAAGCAUUUUGUGCCUUCUCGUUCUGAUUCCAGCCAAAGAAAUCAAUGAAUGUUACAAGUCUAAGCUCAAGGCCCCGAUUCCCAUUGAACUGUUUGUAGUUGUUGGUGCAACUCUUGCAUCUCAUUUUGGUCAUCUGCAUGAAAAUUAUGGCUCCAGCAUUGCAGGCACAAUCCCCACUGGAUUUUUGAUGCCAAAAUCACCAGACUGGAGUCUUAUUCCUAGCAUUGCACUGGGAGCAUUGUCAAUUGCUAUUAUUGGAUUUGCAAUAACAGUCUCUCUGUCUGAGAUGUUUGCUAAGAAGCAUGGCUAUGAGGUGAAGGCAAAUCAAGAAAUGUAUGCCAUUGGAUUUUGCAACAUCAUUCCAGCUUUUUUCCACUGUUUUACCACAAGUGCAGCUCUUGCAAAAACUCUAGUUAAAGAAUCUACAGGAUGUAGAACCCAAGUCUCAGGGGUUAUGACAUCUUUGAUCAUAUUGUUGGUGUUAUUAGUGAUUGCCCCUUUAUUCUUUUCUCUUCAGAAAUGUGUUCUUGGAGUCAUAACCAUUGUCAAUCUUAGAGGUGCUCUUAAGAAGUAUUUCGAUUUGCCGAAAAUGUGGAAGGUAAAUAAAGUAGAUACAGCCAUCUGGCUGGUAACCAUGUUUUCCUCUGCAUUAAUUAGUACAGAACUUGGUCUGUUGAUUGGCAUUGCAUUUUCAAUGGUUUGUGUCAUCGUAAGAUCACAGAAACCAGGGGCAACAUUGCUUGGCAGGGUGGAAAAUUCAGAUGUUUUUGAGUCCAUGGUUGUCUACAAGAACCUUAAAUCUACACCAGGCAUCAAGAUCUUUCGUUUUGAAGCUCCCCUUUAUUACGUGAACAAACAAUGCUUUAAAUCAGCUUUGUACAAGACAUCUGGUGUUGACCCAGUUAUAGUUGCAACAGAGCAAAAGAAAAAAGAGAAAAAGAAAGAAAAGCUACAAAAGAAGGAUAGAGUUGUUGAUGCCAAGGUUACUCAGGUGGACACCAUACAGCAGCUCUACAAAGAACCUUUGCCGUUUCAUACUUUAGUUAUCGACUGUAGUGUCAUUCAGUUUAUAGACACUGCAGGAGUGAAUACCUUGAAAGAGGUCCUAAAUGAUUAUAAAAACAUUGGCAUUUGUGUGCUACUGGCUCAGUGUAAUAUUUCAGUAAGAAAGUCCCUUCGGAAUGGAGACUAUUUUAAAAGAGAAGAGAGCUGCAUGGUGUUCUACAGUGUACAACAAGCCGUGCAGUUUGCACUAUAUGAGCAGGAACAAGAAGAUGCCUGCAUUAAUGGUUCUUUAGUCUAGCAAAGCUUGCUAUUUUUUUAUACUCUAAUAACCCUUAGUGCUGAUGUGAAGCUGCGGAGUGUAUCUGAGAGUGUUUGUAGGCUUCAUUAACUUAUACCCUAACAGGAGAGAUAACUAGAAUACCGAACUGGUUGACGUUCACGUGCCUUAUUAAAUACCAUAUGAGUUUAAUCAUGUGGUCAGUGAUAGAAAUAAUUGUUUUCCCAAUUGGAAAGCAAGAUUCUGAUACCUACAUUAAAAGUUGUAGUCUGUAGAACACACAUUUAUUUUAAUUUAUAGUAAAUAAGCAUCUUAAUAGAAUGUAAUUCAUGCUAAAUUAAUUUUAUUAUAAUUUCUAGAUUGCACUUAUUCCUUAAGAAAUUCUAUUAGGCAAUAACAUUUUAUAUAAGUUUGAUUUUAAAGGAGAAAUUAACUUUAAUGUUCUAUCUGUCUGUCUAUCAUCAUACUUUGCAAGCUGUGUGUUCUAUUUUUUGAAUCUCUUUGCAUCAGACAUUUUUUCAGCAGUUUAUUAAUUCUGCAUGUGUAUGUAUUACUCCUGUACACUUUUGUAAUGGGUGAGGAAUUCAGCAAGGUAGCGUGUGUGAUUCAGCAGAUAACCUAACAAAUAAUUCUGUUAAAUACUUUAUCUAAUGAUUCUUUUUUUCCAAAGACUCAGUCACAAUGUUAAUUAGCCCAGACACUCAUUUCUUUAUGUUUUUAUUCACUAUAUAUUGACUGAGUUCAGUGUUCUAUCAAAUUACAUAACAGGGGCAUUCAAUUAACAUUCUUCAAGAGGCACCCAUUAUUUUAAGUAAUAAAGAUAACAUGAUAUCUAUAAACCCAUUGAAUAAAAAAAAAAUAUUUGCUUUUCCACAAUCAUAACUGUUAAGCAGAACAUUAACAAAAAACAAGAAAAAAAAAAAUCAACAGAUCGAAAAAUUAUAUUAAAAGUGCUAAAUAUAACAAAACACACAACAUAGUUGGUUUGAAUUUUAUUGAGUCACGAAGUAGGUCAGGAGCCCAUUUGAAGGUUUUCUUUUACCACAUCCAAUUCACAUGCUUCUAUUUAGACAUUCCUACACUAACCAGCGCAACAUGAAAAAAAUCAAAUUGCCUUUAACAUUCCAAUUUUAGACUCUGGAUUGAAGUUACAUUUUCUGAUUUCACCUGCUACAAAUUUAGUUGAAAUCAGAGUUGCGAAGUAUUUACUAUUAACUGUUUUUGUGCCAAGAGACAAAAAAACCAAAACAUAUAAAUGCUGCGUACCUACCUCUAACAUUCAGAGACAGUUAAAAGCCACACGGCACAUCUGCGCUAUGAGGGACUCACUGCAAUAUGUUUCAAGGCAGAAUAACCAAUUCCAUUUGCCACUUCACACAUUAUUAGAAAUGGCACCAGAUGGCAAACAGAGUGUUGUUGUUUCUCAUUUAAUUUCACUGUGGUAUGCCUGGAAUGAAAUUCACUUGCAUAUGGCUGUAAUGCCUUCUUUGACUUUACAAUUCUAGUUAAAAAAUAUUCUGUAUUCUGCUUGCACCAUUGAAACAAUAUCACUAAUCUAACCCGAAAUUGCAAAUAUAUUUAUUGUAGGAGUGUUUGUUACCAUUAAGUUUAUAUUACAUGAUUAUCUGCAGUGCUGAUCAGUUAUAUUUUACAGUGGGUACACUAGCACCUUAUAAUACAUUAACUUAGAAAAACAUUUAGUAAAUUCCUGGAAAAUGGAAAGCUCACCAAUUGACACAUCUUGGGUAUUUUAGCCCAAAUUCCUAAAUUCUAUUUUUAAUUCACUACAGUUUCAUGUUCAGUGAAUAAACGCCAUAGUAUUUAGUUUUAUUAAGAAUACAACAACAAAGCAUCAGUGCUGAGUAUUAAAGUUUGGUUCUGAUUGUAUAAGACCAUGAAGACAAAUAUUAUAUACAGCCAUACUACUCAGCAAACUAAAAUAUUUAUUAUCCACAGUAUUUAUAUUGAAUAGGCCAGAGUGUAUUAAGCAUUACUUCAACAAUUUGGGAACAUUCCCAUAAUGGUAUUAUAGAUUCACCUAGUUUCCCUGUUAAAUGUGGUACCCAUUAUAUUGACACCUACUAUACAUUGACACUAGCUAUAAACAAAAACAAACAAACUAAUAGACAAACAGAAGGAUGAUUGUGGAAUAUGUUCUUGCUAUAUUAGGUGUGUUCGUUAGUGUUCUAUAUACGCUUAUUGCUUUGCUAUUUUUGUAUGGGUUACAGAUUGAUGAGUUGUGUUAUAUAAACAGUUGAAAAGUUAUAUAAAAAAAUGUUUGACAUUUUGGUCUGAUGAAAGAGCUGCUCUUUUGUAGCAUUAAAGUUCUUUGUUUUCUUGCUUUUAACUGUUCACAAAACCUUCCUUUUAUGAAGUCUCAUAGACAAAACUAGUUGUAAUAAUAUACCUUAUUUUGGGGCUAUUAGCAAAUGAAAAUCAGAAGAUUUCAAGAUGUUACAGAAAUUGGAUUAGCAUUGAUUUUAUAUAGUGUUAGCAGGUUUCUUGUGUGUACAGAGUUGAGAGGCACACUAUUUAGAACUUUACCCCACAAUAGCACCUGUUUUGCCUUGAUAACUCUUCCCCUUUGGCAUAUGAGUGUCUCCAGGGAAUGCAAUAACUGGUAGUAAAUAACAUUUGACUAACUUUAUUAUGUUGAAAAAGAAAAAAAAGCUAGUAGUGCUGACAACUAUGCAUUUAUGUGAAUCACUUGCUGAAAAAUUGGAAUUCUAUUAUGAACAGUUUUAUAUUUUUAUAUUUUGUUAAUUAUAUCACUCAGGUAAUUGGUCAACACUAUUUGUGCUAUAAUUACAGUACGUAUGGCACUUGUGGCUUCUCUUAUGAAUGUAUAUAUAUAAAGCUAAUUGUAUCUAUAACAGGAACAUUUGUAAGAGUAACUGCUCCUGAGAUAUUAGCACUUAGAAUAAAUUAAAAAUAAAUAAAUGGAUGAAGAAGGCAUUGAAUGGGAUAAUGUUGAAUGCACAGUUAUCCUGAAUUAGAGCAGGCUGAGUUCUAUAAUAUGUAAAGUUACAUCAAUGUACUAAUAAGUGAUAUAUUGGAGGACAUUACACUAUGGUAUAGUUUGAUGAUUGGAAAUUGAAAAUCCAACUGUAAAGUUUAUAUAAUAAACAGAGAAAGGUGCUGAACUGAAAGGCCAAAAAACAUAAAAGAGUUAUCCAGGUACCAUGACCACUUUGGUGAAACAGUCAGUGAUCUGCGCUGCCAGAUAUUGUAAACCCUGCUCAGAAAAGACCCGGCGUACAGCAGGACCAAGUAAAAGGGCAAAUCAUUGUAAAUUUGGUGAACUGAGCAAGAAUACUCAUCAUAUUAUAACUACUACAGUAGGCUGUAGUGGUUGUGAUGGUUUGAGUAACCCUUUAAACUUAAAUUGCUGCAGUGCGAAUAUUAUCCAGCCUCCAUUCUUAUUAAUAUGUCUCAACUCAUGACAAUAUAUUGCUUAUUAAAUAAACGCCACUGUUUUUGAGUUCACGCUAAAGCCUCAGGAGAAUUGUUUAUAUAUACAGUAUUGCCCAGUUUGAAUCACAUUUUUGGUUCUGAUGUUAAGCAAUGAUGCUAAAUUGCAAACUAAUGAAUUGUAUACAGUUAUAGCACUACUUUUAAUGUUACAAUAUUAUAUCUAUGUAUGUAUCUGGGAACAAAGAAAAUGUAUAAAUCAAAAAUUAAAUGAAACUAUAUUUUUUUAAGAGUGCUGUUAUUAUACUGCUGGUUAACAUAAAAACUAAAAUUUUAAGUGCCUGGAGGGGGACAUAGAGGCUUGCAGUGCUUUUGUGAAUUUAGAUUUAAAUAAGUUUCAAAUAUUUUACUGAAUAGAAGAAAGUCUAAUGUAAAUAUUUUAGAAAAUAUAGUUUAUAUUAUAUAUUGUUAUUAUUUCAAAUAAAAAAUUUUUUUAUACUCUAUCGAGGAGAAUUAUCAAAGUGGGCUGAAAAUGUGCAUAUAUAUGAAAGUGUAUUUUUCAUUAAUGGAAUGUACCUUUGGAUUCCAUUGGUCUCCAUGGUGAUUAUUAGCACACGUUGCUCCUUUUUUAGCAUCACAGCAGUUUAAUAAUUUUCCUGCUUUAUUUUUUUCAGUGAAUCAUAUAUUGUUACCAUUUUUCUUUGCAAAUGCACUGAUAAUGUUAUAGUAGAAUACUAACUGGUUGAAUGUUCUUCUUCCUUUGAGAUAUUCCCAAAUUUAUAUCAUAACCCCUAAAGCAGGCUUCCCCAAACUCCGGCCCUCCAGAUGUUGCAGAACUACAACUCCCAUGAUUCUAUGAAUUAAAAAGGCUGAGAAUCAUGGGAGUUGUAGUUCAGCAACAUCUGGAGGGCCGGAGUUUGGGGUAGCCUGCCCUAAAGGGACAGGUUUCUAUGCUAAAAUUCUCUGAACAAAGCAAUAUUACUAAAAAUGUCAACUCACCUAAAGUGAUAACUUGAUAUUUAAUAACAUGAGUCUUAAAGAACGCAGUGACAUAUCUAAGUAUGCCAAUCCAAUGCUCAAAGAGACCUAUAUCGAAGCAUCCCAUUUAAGGUUAGUGAGCUUGCUUUGACUCUCUAUCCCUAUCAAAGAUAAAGCAAAGGAGGGGACAGUUUACAGUUUAGGCAUGGAGGAACAGUGCACAAUUGUAAUCCAUGUUGAUUGCAAUACCUUUGUUACUCCCUAGAUGAAUAACAUCUAAUCCACCUGUGGUUCUACUUGAGCAAUUUCUUAGUUAUGAGUACCAAUGUAAGGAGAGUAAAAUACGAGAGAGAAGAAACUGAGAAUUCUGUUGUUUUAAAGUAUACGCAACAUUCCUUCUUGGAAAACUAUAAGACAAAUAUAUUUUUGAUAAGCAAUAUGCCAACUGCUGACAUCUGGAAAUGAUUUAUUUUGAUAUUGUAAUUGUUAUUGCUCAGACAUUACAAAUACGAAAUUCUGCACUUUGAAUCUACCAUAUUUAUUGUUAUGAUUGUUUUAAUGUCAAGUGUUUGUAGAAGAAUAAAUUUAUUUUUGUUUUACCAUGUA
Messenger RNA from Pelobates cultripes (western spadefoot toad), 48720 nucleotides. NCBI's taxonomy places the organism in Eukaryota, Metazoa, Chordata, Amphibia, Anura, Pelobatidae. The record is from the annotation of a GenBank genome assembly.